AUGGAGCGAAUGGAGGAUGAUAAGGUAACUUAUUUCUAACUCUUGUUGCUGCAUUGGAUGUACGUAUUUAUAAACAAUCUUUUUUUAAAAUCAGUUUUAACUUCUAUCCUUUGUUUUCUGUCUGUCACACAAUUCAGUGUUUCCUGAGGAAAUAGUGUCAGUCUGUUGCCAUUGUUGGUUUUAUCCUGAGCCAAACACCUCCUAAUGAAUGAGAGCGCGUUAUUUACGAGUCACAGGCUGGCAAUUCUGUAUUUUUCCUAUCUGGCAUGAGCAGGAGCUGACGGUGGGAGUCGAGCACUUUAGGACGUGACUAAGAGAGAAAAAGAGGGAGACAGGACUGUUGGGUGGCAAGUUUGAACUUGAGCGUGCUCAAGCUUCUUGCUUUUAUUUGUGGGCUGUAUAGAGAGCAGGGAUGAGGAAAUACUGGCACGAUAAAGAGAAGGUGAAGCAAUGACAGUAUGUGUAAAAGUAUAUACACAACAGAGAAAAAACUACACAGGUAUUAUAGUUAGUCAAAUUGUGUAUUUGACUAUGGAUUUGAUAUCUCUAGUGACUGAAAAUUUUCCUUCAGUGGCGCGCUGUUGCAAAGCUUCUCUGUGGCUUUUCUUUUGAAACAUACUGCAAGCUCUUGCUUCAUUGUCUUAGUGAUUUCUUAACGUUUUUAGAUCGUGUGCAUUUAAGCAACUACACACUUAGUCACACUAAUAAUUAGCCUACACCCCAAAAUCUUUUUUUGCCAUGUUAACGUUAAUCUUUGUUUUUCACGGACUAAAGGGAGAAUUGUGAGCAAGUAUUGAUGCAAAAGUCCAUCUGGGAAUAAAUUGUAUGGAUUAAGAGAGUAAGAAAGAGAAAAAGAUGUAAGGUGAUGUAAGUCAUUGUCUUGUUCAGUAGGAGGGAGGAUGAGCCGUGAAAGCACACAGGUUUUAUAUGGUUUGAAAUAAUUUGAAAUCUGUGUGAUUUUAUUAAACGGGUUAAUAACUCAUACAGGAAAUCCCCACAUUAAGAGAGUCGAUGUGAGGUUAGAGUCCAAUCCUGGCAGCAACUCAGUAAUCUCACCACAAGGUCCAUUUGGCUGUUCUGGAGUUUCAAACAGCUCAUGAUCAUUAGGAGCAGACAAAGUCUCAGUUUUAAUGAUUUGUUUGUGUGCUCAGUCAUACCCAUGAUCUCUACACUUGAAAUCCUGUUAACAUGUCAUCAAAGUGUCCAGUUUUUUGCGUCACUGUUUAUACUCACGAGUAAUUAAGUGUGGUUACUUUUGCAUCUUGAUUUGCUUUACCGGAGUGCUUUACAUUGAAUUCUUUUGCACACAUUUCCAUGGCUUUUAAAACUGAAUAUCUAUGCAUUCGACAACAUGCAGACAAUGACGACACAUCUGCUCAUAGUCAUGAUGCUUCUUACUCAGUCGUCCACUCCCACACAGUGUGUGUUAUGUCAAGAGGUGGAUUUGACAAUGCUGUAGUCUUUACACAAUCUUACUCAACACCAGCAGGUCGCUGCAGAUACAAUUUCACAUGCUAAUACAUAACAUAACAACACACCCACAUGCAGUUUUUCGUCAUCUAAUCUCCUCUAGUGAUGUUUGGAUCUGCCACACCCCGCAAAAAAAUCCUAUGUUUUGUAUCUCUAGGUUUUAAGAUCUUGGGGUUAGGAUCAGACUUGUUCAUCAUGUUACUAUAGCGAACGCUUUUCUUGAUUUCAAAGAUUCCUUUUCUAGAUGUUGACAUUCAGUAUGUAUUUUUUAUAUUCAUUUUUCUUCUUAAUUUUAUCUUACACUUUUAAUACCACUUCCUUUGCACUUUUGCUUUAUCGAGUCUGCAGCACUUCCUGUGUGGUUUUAUCUGUUAUUACCAAGAAGUUCACGUGAUCGUGUCAAUCUAGUUUGUUUCAGUCCUUAUAUAUAAAACAAGGCCGUGCUGUCCUCCUGAGAGACAAACUGUGGCUUACAACUGAUUAUCACUAUCUGUACAGAGCAAAAUAUCCAACUCAUGUGCCUCGUGUGAUUACUUAUACAUAUCAACAGAACCUUGAUAAGCGCUAAUACAAAUAGGAGCUGAGGAACCUUAAGAUCUCUGUUGAAAGAGAACAGAUUGUUUAAUUCUGGUGAGCUGGACUUUUUGCACUCAGAUGUGAAAGCAAUGGUCAUCUUGCAGCAGUAUUUCUGUUUCAUGACGUUUUAGGGAUUUGGAACUUUAUCAGUGCAGAUAGUCGUAUCAUUUACAGUUAAACUUGGGACAAAGCUCAUAGUUCUUGUCUGUUUUUGAUAUGAGUGUGAUUACGCAUUUACAAAACAUCAUCAUUAACAUCAUGACUCUUUCUGAUGUUGAAAAUCCAACUUGGGUUUUUAAUAGGGGUUGGGUUUAAAAAAAUGCAAGGAUUUAACUGGACGAUUACGGCUUACUCGCCAUUAACAAGCCCGCUUUACCCCUUGACCACUGGACUCUGCAUGCAACUGAUCACUUGCGCAAAAAGUUGGUGCAUUUCAGUAAAUUUAAAAGGGAUGUAAUCGCUCGAGUGGUUGCCAAGUCAAUGUGAAACUUUGUUUGGGGAUCUCCGUUUGAGACCAAAAGCCUCCACGUGCUUUGCUUGAAACUAGAACUUCAUUUGAACCAAUAACUUUUUAUAUUUCCUGAUUGCACACUUUUACAUAUUGUAAAUUUCUCCCCCCUGCUGGCCCUGCUGUUGUUGGAGAUUAAUGUCCUGUGUAUUAGCGUGUUAUUAUGAGCUAAGCCAACUUGAAUUCUGAAACCAGCAGGGAAAAAUGUUCACAAUAGGGUUCAGUCUCAGUCUCUCAGGGUGUCUUUAGCUACUUAGCUGAGAAAUACCCCAAAGCUGCCAAUCAUGGAGCCAGAGCUGUGUUGAAACACCUAGCUCUCUCUCACAGCAGUGCAGCGAGUGUGCUGAUGCAGAGAGCUGGAAACCAGGGAGGGAGGGCAGAUGUAGAAAGGCUCAUUGUGUGGAGUUACCAGUGUCACCAUAAACAACAGGAGCUUUGUAGAGCCAGGAACAGGCCACAUCCAGCACACACACUCACACUCACACACACUCACUGAGGGCACAGUUGUACAUAAACCCACCCGCUUAUUGUUUUAAUUCACCAAAUCUCUCUGUCUUUGUGUCUCUGAACAGCCGAAGAAGAAGCUGACACCUUAUCUUCUCUACUGUGUUUCAACUGCAGUCAUCGGCUCGCUGCAGUUUGGCUACAACACCGGGGUCAUCAAUGCUCCAGAGCAGGUGUGUGUGUUUACAGCGUGUUAGUCACAGAGCUUGAUUUUUAUAAUUAACAAUCACACUGGGAAAACCUUUUUAAAAAGUGGGCAUGAAUUCUGGCUAAUUAGAGCUGCAAAACCACAUCUUCUGUCAUUUUCUGAUUUGUCUCUAAUCCUCAACGACCUUUUAGGUUAUUUUAAAAACAGAUAAUAAUAUUAACAAUAAAGUAGUUGGUCUGUUUUUGACCUUAAAGUUUUCUGAUCUUUCUUGAGAGUGCAUCUUUUCAAGGAUCUAGUGCUAAAAGCUAUGCUGCCCCCCUGUGGAUGUGCCAGAAAUCCCCAAAACACACAACAAGCACAAGCUUUGCCACAUCCGCCAGACCUUCAAUCACCAAAGACUGUCUUUAAAGUUCCAUUUUAAAAUCCUAAAACUCUUCUCUGUGGUUUUGACAGAAACUGCGUAGAUUUUUCCAGAAUGUGUCCAUGGAGCGGUACGGGGAGCCUUUCACCCCGGGGACUAACACCAUGGUUUGGAGUUUUGCUGUCGCCAUCUUCAGUGUGGGAGGAAUGAUCGGGUCCUUCUCUGUUGGAGCGAUGGUCAACAAGUUUGGCAGGUGAGAAUAUCAGGAAAAAGAACUGUGGUGAGGUGACGGGGUCAUUCAAUCAAGUUAUUUUAAGGACAGUGAGUGCAGCUAGUUUAGUGUGAUUUAUUUUCUUCACACUUGCAGCUGUUUGAGAGAAAUCAGACGAGACUCAGACAAUUGUCCUCCAUAAUAAUUUUCUCCUUCUCUCUCCUCACCAGGCGUAAGUCCAUGCUGCUCGCUAACAUCCUGGCUGUUAUCGGUGGAGGUCUGAUGGGACUGUCAGUUGUGAGUCGAUCUUUUGAGGUUGUCAUCGUCGGCCGGUUGAUCAUCGGUGUGUUUUGUGGUCUGUGCACCGGUCUGACCCCCAUGUACGUGGGAGAGAUCACCCCCACUGCCGUCAGAGGAGCCUUCGGCACACUGCACCAGCUGGGUGUAGUUAUUGGCAUCUUGGUGGCACAGGUAUGAUGUUGUGAUUUUUUUAGUCCUACAAUUUCUCUGGAUAAAAAACAACCAAUGAAACAAAUGUUAGCAUAAACAUGUAACACGACAAGCAUGUUUUUGCAUUGUCCUCAGACAUGAGGAGCUCAAUUCAUGAUUAAAAUAUUCAAGUCAAAGAUCCACUCUCUCACUACAGAGCAACAAAUAUUUUUAGACUCAACUUUCAAAUCAAGUUUGAAUCUUUAUUGUUCAAUAUUCAUGAUAAAGUGACAUGACUGAUCAGACCUGAACUGACUGAAAUCUGCUUUUUAGAUCUUUGGUCUGGAGUCUCUGCUCGGCUCAGACACACUGUGGCCUCUGUUGUUGGCUCUGACCAUCCUGCCCGCCAUGCUGCAGACUGUCCUGCUGCCAUUCUGCCCUGAAAGCCCCCGAUACCUGCUCAUUGUCCUCAAUCAGGAGGAAGAGGCAAGAAAAGGUUAGUUUUGAGACAUUUUCCAAUAUGUUGAAAAGACAGUAACAUAAGUUAGACCAUAUCUAGACUGACCUGUGAUCAUUUGUAAGCUAAUGAAUCUUCCAUAGACUUGAACAUAGAUGACUAGUUUCUUUCUUUUCACCGUAUUUGAAGACAUCAUUCUCAACAUUCCUCCUUUCUGUUUAUCCAUUUUGUCUCCUCCAUGUAGCACUGGUUCGUCUGAGAGGUUGUGAAGAUGUGAGUGAUGACAUUCAGGAGAUGAAAGAGGAAGGGAUGAAGAUGGCCAUGGAAAAGAAAGUGACCAUCCUCGAGCUCUUCCGCUCUCCAAACUACCGUCAGCCCAUCAUUAUCGCCAUCAUCCUGCAGCUCUCUCAGCAGCUGUCUGGCAUCAAUGCUGUGAGUACAUCAUAGUAUAUAAUAGGGCAGAGUGAUAAUGAUGUCAUUAACAAGUGUCAGCCCAUGUAACGAAAGAGGGUUAUCGUCAAACUUGUCAUCUCAUGAAUCUUAAAGGAGCAUUUAUUGCAAGGAUUCAGACGUCUUUGACACGCAACAAGAAAAGCGUCAUUGCUUCAGGCGGAGUUAGAUUGAGCGGAAUAAGCUAGGCCUCUGUGGGUCAAUGGAAAGAGACAACACAGUGGUAUUUAACAGGUUUUUGGUUAAUGAGGUCAUGUAACCCGGCUGACUAGAUGUAUUAGACGUAGCUGUGUCUGACCUGACAAUCACAGUUAAGCUGCUGUGGCCUUUAGCUAAAGGCUGCAACAUUGAUUGAACUCUGACAGACAAAUUAGCAUUCAAGAGAUGAAUCAAUGACCUGCCCUGCAACUCAUACAUAACACAACUUGUGUGUUUCUCUUUUUGACAUUGCCAAAGUUUAAAGCUUAAGUUAUCAGACAUUAUUUUCUUACUUCAACUGCUAAUGUUCCUGUGGCCCACAUUCUCGAAACCAAAAAUACAAAGGUGUUUUUGCCUGUUUUAUUAGCAUAAUUUAGAUAUUCGUAAUAUUAUUGCCAAGCCUAAAAGUCUUUACCUUUAAUUUAUUUACCCAAGUCCAAAAAAGGCACUAGGUUAGCAGCUAGCAACUGAUGUAGUGACACAUUUAGCCACAGAAAAAUUAGCUUGUUUGUGUCAGAAGUUUCCCCUGACCAAAAUAGAGCAAAACCAGAGCAAAUAUGGGGCUUAAAUAUGCUGAAUAGACAUAAACACAGCUCAAAGUUAAUGUUACUGUGUAGCUUCUGAAUGUGUGAAUUGACAGCUGUUAGCUAACGUUAGGAUAAUCAACACUUAAGGGCGAUAGUAGUCAGUGCUAAAUUGUUGUUAUGCAUCUUGGCAGCCUAAGAAUCCAUCACUCAGGAUUAAUAUGAUGUAAUUUCAUUCACUGGAAUAAAAUAUUAACCCCUCCAUUUUCCUCCCUGUCAGGUAUUUUACUACUCCACUGGCAUAUUCGACACAGCUGGUGUUACUCAGCCCAUUUACGCCACCAUAGGAGCUGGGGUUGUCAACACCGUUUUUACUGUUGUCUCUGUAAGUGUCUGAAGGCUCAUUUUGUGUCUCAAUACUCGUUGGAUUUUUAAUGAUGUGGUCAUCAAUUAUACUGAAUUGUUUCACCUCCAGCUCUUCUUGGUUGAACGGGCGGGACGAAGGACGCUGCACCUGAUUGGCCUCGCUGGUAUGGCGGUCUGUGCCCUCCUCAUGACCAUCUCCCUGUCUCUGGUGGUGAGUGAUGGUUGAAUGAUUUUUCAUGCCCUGUGAGGUUUUUUGCUCGCCAGAAUAAAAAGUGUCCCAAUUUCAGCCUCAUUACAUCUUUAAUCUUUUGUUUUUCUCUCUGAGCAGAAGACCAACCCAUCUGUAAGCUACAUGGCCAUCGUGGCUGUGUUUGGCUUUGUUGCCAGUUUUGAGAUGGGUCCAGGUCCCAUCCCGUGGUUCAUUGUGGCAGAGCUAUUCUCCCAGGGGCCCCGACCUGCUGCCAUGGCUGUCUCUGGUUUCUCCAACUGGACUGCUAACUUCCUGGUGGGACUUGGCUUCCCAAAACUGGAGGUAUGAACACAUUUGUGCAAAAACCUUGAGAUGUUGCCGUGUAAAUUUGACGCAUACCCUAAAAUGUUUUCUUUUUCUACCCCCAGGAACUUUGUGGUCCUUAUGUCUUCAUCAUCUUCAUGAUCCUCCUUAUCUUCUUCUUCAUCUUCACCUUCCUCCGAGUGCCUGAGACCAAGGGAAGGACCUUUGAUGACAUUGCUCAGGGAUUUGCUUCCAGUGCAGGGAAAUCUGCCACAUCUCCAGAUCCUGAGGCUAUGGUCGUUGGCUUACCAGAGAACAAAGACCCUCCACCCAUGUCACCUACAGAGAAGGUGCCAAUGGUGGAUGUCCCCCCAGAGAAGUAAUGAGUGAAAAAGAACAGAUUUACAAAUGUGGUUCAAGCAUAUAGAAAUUAUAAGGAGUUAUACAUACGUGAUAACUCAAAAAUGCAAGGUGCAGGAGAGGCGUGGUGUAUUUCUAGAAAAGCCACCUCAGUGCAUUAACACAGAAAUAAGAUUGUAGUCUUUUUAAUAUGUGUUUUUAAACUGCCUUUUUAAAUCAUGUGAUGUGUUUUUUAAGGUUGCCCUGUCACAGACGCCUAAAAAAUGUCAGAAUUCCCUGUAAUCCUUCUUAAAACAUGGGUCAAAUUUAACUGAAUUACUUGUACUUUAUAUUUGUUGGUAUUCCCAGGGCCAGCUUUGCGUCUAUUGCCAUAUAAGAGGAUCAACAUAUGCUCAAUGUUAAGUCCCAGGUCCUCAGCUACCCCCCAGUGUUUAAAGGUUGCAGGAUUUGGGGGUUUUAUGUAUUGAGGUCAAGCCUGAAAAGCCGGUUUUGGAGCCUCAGUAGAUUGACCCAAAAAAAGAAAAAAAAAUACUGACUUGCAGUCUUGUCUGCCUGUUGAUGUGCCUUGCUGCUAAGGGGGAGGGAGCCAUGUGGCCUUAAGUGGGCAGAAUUAACAUGGCGGAGGUGCUGUGGAUUUGAAAUAAAAAUAUUUAAGUAUUUAGAAGAGAAGAGAUAUUUAUUCAUAUUCUGUCGCAGGAUGUCCUCGGAGAGAAGAGGACAUUUGUGUUUGGAUGUUUUUCAAUUUAGAGCAUUUGUGCUGACAAUUAAGAAACAACAAGGACAGAUUUGUGAGUUGGUACUGUCUGCAUCAACAACAUCGUCGGUAUGAGAUUUAGGUAUAGUCCAGCACUGCUUAGCCUCAACAAAAGUUUUGUUUUGCCUGGGCUUACUGCUCUGAAAAACACAAACCUAACUCCUUGUGUUUGAUGAUAUUUUCACAGGGUACAGCCUUCAUGUUAGAAAAAAAAAACUUGUUAGAAACAUACAGGACUUGGAAAUAAGAACUCAGGUGGCUACUUGUGUUACACUGUAUAGUCUGCUUCUGACUGAUGCGGCAUACUAAUAUGUUGAUUCAUCCCUAUACUUGAAACUGUUUUGACAAUAUUACAAAACAGUAAUUUUCAUAAAUUAAGCAUCUUACAAUCUGUACAAUAGUGUUACAUUAAAUCAGAAAUGCUUGCCAGUGUUAAACAGUCACUUGAGCAGUUGAUUACACACAUUUACUGUAAGUUUACUGGUAUUUAAAUGACCACAAAUGUCUGUCUACAGAAGAUAUUAGCCAUAUGGGAUGGUCAUUUUACAUAACACUAAAUGUGUCUCCUGGUUAAUGCUUGGUUAACGCACAAAAUUGUGUUUUCAUAGAUAUGUUUGUUUCUGAUCAUCUGAAAUCAUGUGUAUAUAUUGUACAAUCUCCACUUACUGCCAUAUGAUCAAUUAUUACAACACAGUUUAUAUGCUUAUAAGUAUUAUGCCAGUAUUUUGUAUAUCUCCAUCUUUUUCUGCAUCACACACUUAUAAAGACGCACUUUUCAGUGCUCAAGCUUAGCAGUGCUCUCAUUUGCACUCUUGCAGUCUGACUCUGUUGGAUUAUUGUGUGUGCCUUUCUUUUUCUUGUAAAUAUACUGUGUGUGUUGAUGUGUGCAUCGUUUUGUUUGGUAUUUGUUUCGCCUUAUUCUGUUUCAUCUUUGUAACAUCCACUGAUUUUUCUUGCACUCUGGAAAUACUGUUACUAUGGUGAAUGUUACAGAAGGCAAAGAAGAGACACAGGCUAAAAUUGUGGAGUUAGAAAAAGCAUAACCUUCAUUAUAUUUUCUAUUAUAAAGUCUUCUGCUGUAUUAAUAUGAGUGACACUUGCUUUGAGAAGCUAAAAAGGAAAUAAAAUGUGCCACCUUUUAAGGGAAUGUGUGAUCUUGAUUAUUUGCUUCAACAGCCUGUUAUUUUUCUGUCGGUGAUGACACAAUUCAAAGCAAGUUUCUUAUAAUGAAUGAUUAAUACAUCUGCAGUCUUUGCUGAAGUAAAACUGUGUGAGAUUUGUCUGGGAUUGGUCCAGCUCUCACUUCCACACUGUGGCGGCUCCGUUCCCUUUUCUGCACUGCAGCAAAACCUCAGUAAGCUGUUUGGUUUUACACUAUAGGGCUUACCAAUACUCUGAGGCAUUGAAACGAAGCUAUGAGUUAUUUUUUCUCUCAUUGGCUGCUGCAGUUUAGCAGUUGAGCUGCAGAUGAUAGGACCAAAACAUAAAGUAAAUGUAUGGCUGGUAAAUAUUUGACAGACUUCCUUACAUAUUCUGUUGAAGCCUCACGUGGACAUGAAUCCAUUUAUUGUACGUGAGUUUGAGCUCCUGUGUGGAGUUUUAAACAGGAUGUUAGAAGAAACUAAAAUUAAUAUUAAUGCUCCUCUGGCUAUCAGCAAUAAAAAUGAUAAUCUUUAUGAAGGCAUUUUUUAUUGUAAACAUUGCCACCUACUACCGCUAUUGGUGCCAAAUGAAGGGAGAUAAACAGCCUCUGUUGACCUUUUAAACUGCAAAGAUUUACAAUGGGUGAUAAAUUUUAACAAGACUUCUCAUCAGAAGACACUGUUUACAGAAUAUACAGGACACAAUCAGCAAAGAAUUAAGAUGUACUAUUGCCACAAAAAAUCAAAACCUAAGCUCUUCACAGGAACUUCAGUUAGGGGUAGGAUUUUUGUUUAUCUAAGAUCUUAACUUAACACUAUAUUAUCAUAACUCCUGUCCCAAGUCAAGAUAGCAAAAAACAAACAGAAACAGGCUUAACUUUUCCUCUCAGCUGUGGGCAACGCUGUCUAGUCAAUCACAAUGAUCAACCUACUUUUUGAUAAUGUACAUUUUCAUAAAGUUAUCAAAUUUGCACUUGUCACAGAAGACAGAAAAUAUUGUAUUUGAGCGAUGCUGAUGAGGAAAAUUAAUAUUCGUGGUACUUUUACAGUUGAUACUUUUUAAAUUGUACUUUUAUUUUGAAAAUCAUCUGGCUCCUAAUUUUCCCAUUAGGCUUUGGGGGGUAUCAACAGGAAGUGUUGUUUCCAUGGAGCUAGCUAGCGAGCUUAUAACCAAGUUACUCUUUAAGUUUUACUAUUUGAGUUUUGUUUUUCUUUAUUUUUUUAAAUAUGUGGCACACUUUUGGCGCUAUAAAGCUAUUAACAUAUAACCGAAUCGACAAAAGGAGUUCAUUCUUGGGCCGCGGGAUGGAUUUAUUGACGUUUGUUCACCGUCGCCAUUAAAAAUGUGUAAGUCCAGACUCUUUUUGAAAUGUUUUGCUAUGUAUAUGUGUAGGCAUUUGAAAAAAUUAAAACUACUGCUUUUACUAUAUGAAAUUUUAGUAUUUUUAACUUUUUAUAAUAUUUAAUUUUUUUUAAUUUUUUUUUUAAUUUUUUUUUUAUCAGCUUCAAACGUACAAACCAAUGGGCUAAACCUGGAUUUAUACGUUUGGAUUACUUCCUUAAUGAGGAGGGGGACCUUGAUCCAUUUCCGUGUUCACCUCAACCCCUUGCAGCUAAGAGCCCUGGGUAAUAGGGCCCCUGGCUGGUUGGCUGGCUGGGAAUGAGGCCAUUUAAUAACUAUGCCAAACCAAUAGGCUGCAACAUCUCCCUGCAAGAGUCUCCUGAAGUCUUCCUCACUGCAGUGAACUGGGGCAUGAAAGCCAAUCAACAAGCUGCAAUACUGCGCUCUGGCCAGUGAGUGGCGUGCACGGACCGAAGGGCUGUUCAGAAGUGUUAGCGUGUGUGAGUGUGUGGUGUCUGGAUGAGCAAUGCUGUGAGGCAUGGAGUGUGUGUGUGAGACAGCGGGCUCAGGGGAGACAGGAGGGAGAGAGUGAGGGUGUUAAGAGGAUGUAGAGGAAGCUCCAACCACAUGAAUGAUGGAGAGCAUCCAAAACUAUGCAGAAAUUAUAUCAAUUUUCCAUAAAAGGUGGAGCCCUCAGACAUCAUGCAAUAGAAAAGAAAAAGGAAGUUGGGUGCUCACACAUGCCGCAACUUGAAAAGUGCAAGUAAGCACAGUGAACAGACGUGAAGGAUGCCACGGUUUGUCUGCCAGGCGGCCUUCAAGAAAAGUGUGUGAAGAAUUAGAGGAGAGCUGGAAGUGCUGUCGUUAGACGUGUCUAGACAGUUGUUCUAAAGACAUGACAAACUUGUUUAUUAUUUUUUCCACCUCCCUCUCCCUUGUCAGUUUCAUGUUGACUCUCUGUAUUCUUUCUCUCGCUCUGUCUCUUUGUAAAAAAAAAAAAGAAACUCUCUCUCACUCUCCUCUUCUCACUCCUUAUUUCUUCCUCUCCCCCGUCGCUGUGACAACAGUGUUUUGUUUACUUCUUGGCUGGAAGUGUACUUGUUGUAUGUGCUGCUCUGUAAAUAUUUUUCUCAUUCCCUCAUCCUUUCAUUCAUCCACCUCCUCUUUCUCUCUCCCUCUUUCUCUCUCUCUCUCCCUUGGAUAAAGGGAGCAAACAGACUCCACCCCCUCUCUCACCCCCCUCUCCCUCCCUCUUCUGCUCUUUCACACACACUCACUCUAUCUCCCUCUUUCAUGCUCUCUCCCUCCCUCUCUCUCUGUCAGUGUCAUUCUGUAGUGGAGAUGUGGAGUGUCUUUCUGUCUCUCUGUCUGUUUUUCCAGCCUAAUUCAGCUGAGGAAGGUAAGAACGAAACUUUUUACAGCUCACAUUCACGCUGUGACUGUGUGUGCGGUGUGUGAGCGUACGUGUAUGUUUGAGGGUAUGCGCGGGAUGGAGAGUUUGCACAGCGCUCUCAUCCCAUCAUGUGCUCAUAAUGAGUCCACAAGUUAAGGAUGGACUCUUGGUAUGCUUCUGCGAUCACUCACUAAGAAUAUGACUCUCUUGGACUGCUGGACACUUUUAAAAAUGUCUAAAAUUGUGGCAUGCAAAUCUACAGAGACGACUUAAAAGCCUCUGAUUUGUUUUCUUAAUUUUACGGUUUCACUUCUAGUAUGGAAACGGAUGAACAAUGCCUUCCUUUUUAUUUGAAAACACAUCCCUGUCUGUCUGUUUUGUCUUGUUUUGUAGGCUUUGCAUUGUGUCUGUGGAUAUCGGUCUGUGUUUUGAAGCUUGCGCGCUACACAUCAGAUAGGACUUUGUUGGCUUGGAAGUGCCAGGUGCUUGCUGUAGCCUAACAAGCUCCAGCAGACAAAAGAAUAUGGAAAUAAGGCCGGCGACAAAUGAAUAAUAAGUUGCAUAACCCUUUUUCGCUUUGCCUAUUUUAUUUGGCAAUCCCCCCGGCCCCUGUGUCACUCAUGAUCUCAUGGAUGUGACAGCCAGAUCCCUCUGUCCCCCCUAUCUCUUCUCAAGUGUUAUUAUCAGUGUCUCUUAUAGAAAAAUAUCAUUAGAGUUGUUGUCUCGGUACUAAUAUCAGUCUGAUACUGAUAUCGGUCAGUGUCUGAGCGAGUCAAAGUUCGCAAAAUGUCAACAAAUACUUUUUCCUGCUUAAAUCAUGUUUGUUUUUUAAUCACACUAGUAUCUGUAGGGUUAUCAGUCCUGGCUGAUUGUGAGUGUUGAUAUCGGAAAAUGUGACCAGAACAUCCUUGAAUAGGAUACGUCUGAAGAAGUGAGUGAGACAUCAGUACGAGGAAAUGCUCUGUUAGAUCCGAGUGGGCUGACUUGAGAAACCAGGUGAUAAUUUGAUGACUCAAACUGGCUUACUGUGAGUGUGUCUGCGUGCGACUGGGCAUACACACACAUAUUCUUAUAGGCCCAAGCAUGCUUUAGUGUCUGACUAUACAUAGCUCCAGCUCCCACAUCCUGUCCCCAACACUUUGGAGGGUUCCAACAGUCAGCACGCAAUUACUUUUGAAGGAUCCGGCUGCACCACGUCAGAAAGAGCUGCACCUGUUCAUGCUCAUCUCUCCCUGGCUUUAGUUUACUAGCGAGGUGUGUGAGUAUGUGUGUGUGUGUUUGUCGGUUAUAGUCUAUAAUAGAGGUAACUUAUAUGUCAGCUUCAUGCCACAUUAUUAAAGCUGUGUUUGUAACAGAUGGCCUGGACUAAGAUGAGACGGAACGACAGAGAGGGAAAGAGGGAGGCUGCACGGUGCUACUGGCCUACUGACUGUUUGUGUAAUUGAAAUAGAGCUCUUGUAAUACAGUAUUAACCCAAUAGCAUGGACGUCCAUACAAAUCCACAUGAAUUGAAACAUCUAGUUAUGUGAUGGAGGAGGGAUUUGUUGUCUGCCUCAGCUUUCAUCACAGUAGAUUAUUUGUUUGUCUGGACUGAAAGGCUCACUGAAGCAUUUCCUGUCUCUCUUUUAUUAUUACCAAUUAUUUACCGUCGGCUGCUUUUCAGGUAAACCUUUGCAACUAUCCAUAAUUGUUGUCUGUUUACACACUAUAACGUAAAACAACAGUCUUUUUUACCUUUAUUUCCUGCAGUGUACAGAACCAAGGCUAGAUUUCUGUCUCUUUCCAGGCAGACAGACUACACACCAUGUGAGUGACAGGCGCUUGAUUCAUCACUCUUACAUGCUGCCUGUCUAAGUGCUGACAGCUUCGCCCACAUGCAUUGUUGACAUGACGCCACAUGGCUCGCUCCGAAAUAGUCGGAUCUCUGUCGAGGAUUGCGUGUUCACUUGGGAUAAUCAAAAACACUGCUGAAGUAGAGGCCUGUGCAGGAGGCACACCUGAUGCCCCUCCAGCUCUUCCUGCCAUGGAUGAACGGAUCUGCAGUGAUGCUCACUGAGCUAUGCAUACACAGAAAUGAACCAUGUAUCAUUAGUGAAGCUUAUGUCAUUUCUAGAAGAGGAUAUUCAAGCUGAUUUUGACCACAAGGAAACAGAGUACAGAGAGGGUAAACUACAGAGGAUAAAUGUUUUCCUACUCAAAAUUCCCCUUAAAUUUCAGAAGCGCUUUCUUAAAGGUUAAUAUUUAAUUAUUUGUACCGGCAAAGUAAAUCUCACAGCAACGCUUACUUUACAUAUUUAACCUUUAAAAAAGAAAAAAACAUAAUGACCUUAUAAAGAGCAUUUAUUGUAUAGAUCAAGUGGCUCGUGAAAAAUUUGCUGUAAUCUUUUCACUUGACAUUACUUAACUAAUUUAUGAUCCGCCGAGAUAAUUUGUCCGUCAGCUUUACAUUUUAAGGGUGGGAAAAUCAGCCCGUCUGUGCUCGUGCUCUUUGAAAAAAACCUUCUCAAACCUCUCAAAUCUAGCUUGACAUGUCUUGACUGCAAAUGAGAUGACAGUUCAUACUGGCCUAAAUAUUUUCUACUCUCUUAUAAAUCUGUUGACAAUCAAAGCCAUCAACAUUACUCAGUCAUCAUCUUGUGUGCACAUUGUUAUAUUUUGCACAAGUUAUUUCCUUUCCAAAAGUUAUUAACAUUUGUAAACACACCGAUGGUUAAUAUCUCAUCAAUCAAACAAGAUAAACAUGAUCAGUCUGAGCAUAUUGUUUUUUACAGUCCUCAUGUUUUUAGAUUUCUGUGAUCUGAGUGUUUAUGAAGCACUUGUACAUUCCAGUUUUAAAACUUAUUCCUAUAAUAAAAGCCUAAUAAAUACUUCCUCAGCUGCUGGUAAUCUGACACCAGGCUGUGUAAACUUGGGAUCACGUUGUUUUACUCUGCAGCCGUGUGCGCCAUCUCUCUUGUCACCACUGGUGUCUGGCUCUAAGUGUGUAAUAAUUAGGCUGAUCACUGUCUUUAUCCUGGGUGAAUUAAUCCGCCUUUCUAGGACAAGAUAAAUUAGAGAAAGUGAGAUAAGAAAACAAAUGCCACGCUUGUCACAGCAGGAUGGAUGCCACCAACGGCCCUGAAAAGCUCUCCGUUCUGUCCCUCCAGCCUGCAUGUGCACUGAAGUGCAAAAAGAGAGAAAUAAUGUUCCUGUGGGAAGUGGAAGAAGCAGCAUCCCCGUCAUUGAUGUGACAACACUUAACUGUGACCAGGCAUUAUAUUUAGCAGCUUUUUUACACGUGAAUCUCAAAGCAAGAUAAUUUUCUGUGGCUGUUGAGAGCACUGUAAUGACAUUAGGACACUUUACCUCAAAUGAAUCACACGUCUGCCAUUUGUGAUACGAGAGGGUAAAAGCCCGCGGUGGCGGCGGCUGCGAGCCAAGUCUCUGCUUUGAGUCACUGGGUGUUGUGGCAAAUAGCAUUGCAGAUAAUGUGCCUGUGCAGACAGACAAUAAGUGAGAGCUAAAAUGUAAGUGAAAGAUGAACGCGUGGUAUGGGCUGCUGCGACACAGAGGAAUGUAGUAUGCAGGUUUGAGUUUCAUAUUAAAGCUUUACUUGGCACUUUGUGUGUUGGGAGUGAACGGGGUGAGAGUUUGAUUGUUGAAGGCUGAAGUAUUCAGAGAUGACUCCAUGAAAGUGCAGAAAACUGAUCUAGUCUCAGAUUUGCAUUCCUUCUGUAUGAGUGGCUGCUGAGGGUUGAGAUAGUGAUGAUGAUAUUUUUACAGCAGGGUCUUUACUGGUGACUCUACAUUUCCUUGAAUGCAGUAUUUAUUGCUGCUUCGGAGCAGCCUUUGCGCUUUGAUUCUAUAUUUCCACUUUGCACACAUUAUUUUCCUCCAGUGAACAAUUAAGUCGCGCUAGGGACAAGCUGCUCUACUGUAGCCGCAUUUAGAGGCUUUUUUCCACAAGAGUUUUGGCGAACACAUUUUUUGGGUCAGGCUCAUUAAACACUGGCAUGACUGCUUCAUUCAUGACAAUUCCAAGGACUGUUCGACCUGAACCAUCAUCUAGAAUGGGUAUUAACGAUUAUGAAAUCACAUUUCUUAUGGUUGGAGAGGUGGAAAGUGCAGAAAUACCGGAAGAUGCUAACAGAAUGGUUUAACUUCACAAAUAUACUUUAGAUUUGAACAAAAAAGACCGACACCACUCUAAUGAGUUUGUGCUAAAUAUGAAGGCAGAGCCGGCCGGGUGUGUCGGCUUAGCUUUAAGUCUGGAAACUGUAGCCAGCCUGGUCAUUUAGCCAAACCCACAAACCAACACCUUUAAACUCACCAUUAAACACCCUUUAUCUUUGUUCAGUUAAAAAAUAUGCCCUCCAGAAAGUUGCAAAUGGUUGUGUUUAACAUUUUGUUGACAACAGAUUCAACAAACAACUCGAAGUUUGCCAAUUUGUGAGUUUUGGAGGCGCUGGUGGGCAGAUUGGGUGGGCAGAUUUUGUUACUUGCUAGUCUUUCUGCUAAGCUAACAGGCUGCAGGUGGCAGCUAUCCAUGUAGCCCACAUACUUUUAAUAGUGGUAUUUAUCUUUCUACCUUAAAAUGUCAUAAUCCUCAAUCAGAACUUGUCGUUGAAGAUCAAAUGUCUGAAACCUCGUUCUCCUAGAAACCCUUUCAGCUCUCAGAUCUGUAGCUCCUGUAACCCUCCAAAACAAACAAAUCUUAUUUCACACCAGCUUCACAGGAUAGUUAGUCUGUCAUGAAAAGGUGUGAAACUAAGCUGGUUUUGAACUUUUCUCUAGCUGCCUUUUUAAUUUCUCACACCAUCAGUACUCUCGCCUUCCAGUAUAUAACUGAGCGCAGCAUUAUGGAUGCAUUCCAAGACAGACUGUGUAUUUCAUUUAUUCUCAUACUCACAGGAGUAGUGUGGGAGAUAGGAUGAAUUUGGCAGACACUGACUCUGCAUUCAAAAACAUGUUUUGAUGAGUGUAAAGUCUACUGUGAUUGAGAAUCAGUGCAUAUUUGUUUACCUUUUAUGAGCCAGUUUAUCAGAAGGAGCUGGUUCUUCUCGAUUGUGUCUACAGAAGCCCAAAAAGAUUAGGUGUAUCUCUUGGUCCACAGAGGGCGCCAAAAUUGACACAGUUAAAAGUUGGGCAAAUAUAAAAUCGUCACCCUCGCUUGUCCACAUCAGACUUUUAGUGGUCAAAGGAAAGUAUUUCAUGUUUUUAUAACUGAAGGCCUGAAAUCCCAGUCAAAUGUCUAAACCAUAGACUGUAUAGUCUAUGGACAACUUGGUUCUGCCUUCCGCCAGUAUACGGAUUUCAGGCCAAAAAGCUCCCGGUAAUUUCAUGUUUUUUCACCACUUCCUUAAACCAACAUUGCGCUGUAGUGUUGUACGCAUUCGGCGGGAGAGUUGCUGUGAGGAAGCUCGGCUCAAACAGCGUAUCCCCCAGGUGAGCUACGCUAUCUUCGUACGCCCAUAGGUUGUAUCAGGUGUCAAUCAUAGAAAACUUAAACCCCCUAAUAACUUUUAAAAACAGAGCUACACAGAAAAAAAGAGAACUUAAGCACAAACCAGUCUUAUAAUAACUACAUGUCAAGAUCGCAAACAGGGGGGAGAAAAAUUAACAUUCUGUGUUAUAAAUUUCUAAAGUUUGUCCACAGCCCAAUAAGGAUGGCUGGCGGAGGCGGGAUUUAUGACCUAUACUGCAGCCCAUCACUAGAGGGUGCUGUUCUCGGUUUGGCUUCGCCCAGCGAGGAGGCAGGCACUGUCCAUUCUAUAUACAGUCUGUGGUCUAAAUUGUAACAUGUCCACUUGCAACCUGUUAUUGCAGUAGCUCCAGCUAAUGGCUGCUGUCAUAAUGCUCUACUACCCAGUUACAAACACGCUUGUAUGUCAGAUGGCAUCUAAAUGAAAGAAAUAAAGUUGUAUACUGGCUGUGUCUGGUUAAACUUGGAUAUAAGGGCUUGACCAGAGUAAUGUGUAAUAAGCACUGGCAUGUGAACAAUCAACUGCAAGACGGACUGAAGACUGGAGGAGCUAGCUCUGCUAAUGUUAGCUCCUCUCAGCAAACCAGUUUGACGUUGUCUACCCUCAGACUCUGCCGUCUCGAGUUUAUCAAUUUGGAAAGGACUAUGCUCAAUUCUGGCUGUUUUUUUUUAACCCUAAAAUAAAACAUGGAAGGUCGGUUAGAGUUCACAUUUCUGUAAAAGACCAGGAAAUAAAUUGUUUUGCAACAUUGAUACUGAAAGAUCCCCAAAACAGCUUGAACCUCAUCGUGUAUCAUCGCAAUAAGACAUCUGGGCUCCCUUUUUGCCUGUAAGUGUAGUUUAUUGGGACAGCUAUGUCAGAAACAAGCUCUAUUACAUGUAACCCGAGCUGCACUCUCCAGAGUGUGGAUAAGGGUUUUCUUUUCCAAAAUGUCAAACUUCUAAAAUUUAGUAGUUGAGAACCUCCCUCCAGACACUUAUCCAACCAGGCUUAAGUUUUUCAGAUGUCUUAUUCCCAAAGAAAAGAGGGUUUUCGUGCAAUGUCCUCCUACCUGUGCCUGUUGCUGCCUGUCAUCUAACCUGGCUUAACUUGUGUUUCUUGCAGCUGCACUUUCAUUCAGCUCCACUGCUGGAGAGUUUUUUGAUAACUCCCUUUGACAUGUGCAUGCUUAUUUCUGGAAUCGCGUUAAUCCCACUCCUUCCGCACUCCCCCGCCCUCCUGCUCCCUCUGUGUCUUGGCGUAUCACUCUCUCACUGUGGUUGUUUGUAAUGAUGGUUUGGUGAAGGCCUGUCCCUGACUGACUGUCUGUGGGUGGGAGAAUCUGGAGCAUAUAAAGAAUGGGUGGAUAUGGGUGGACAAGAGAAAAAAGUUCAACAGGCCCAGCUAGAAAUGCUCGCAGAGACUGUGACCAUUUUUGAGAAAAUACAUGUGCAAGUUUUGUUACCUGUAAGCUCAGUUACUCUUUGUGCUCUUUGCAGAUGCAUUUACUUAGGUGUUAAGGCAUAUUACACAUUCACACACUCGCACUCCUCCAGCUUGCGUUAAUAUUAAAACAGAAAUCCUUUACUGAGUGUCAGCGGGGGCUCCAUCGCCUGGUAAAGUAGCCUACAUCUGGCGUCAAAGAGGCGUGACAUGAACAACUGUGCUACACUUAACGCUGAAGAGUGUCGGUGCAUGCAUGGCCACACAGAGAGGCAAAGUGUUGGACAAAGAGAAAGAGCUGGGAGAGGGUCACUUAGCUGAAGUGAAACACUUCAGUGGUGGAGGGGACAGCCAGGAACUAAUGCGGGCCACCUCUGCAAAACAGAAAAGAGCAUCUACACCCACACAAGUGCAAAAAGAAGUGGUUAAAGCUGCACAUUUAUAUGCACAAACACAAUAUUAUCCAUCUCUUCUUAUCCCUGUUCCGCAGUCCUGCUGUUUUCAUCCUUUUGUCCCCCCCUUUUGUUUCAGAGCUCUUCCCAAACAAAUAGAAGAUCCAGCAUCAAUAAUAGAGCAGAGAAUGUCCAUAUUCAACAUACAGAGAUGUCACUUUUUUGAUGAAUAAUACACACAAGCAGAGAGGAACAAGGGACAGGAUGGGAGUAAGGUAUGGAGUGGAGUGAGUAAAAGACCAGAGGAGAGCAGGACAUCGUGGGGACAGCGUGCAUUAACAGCACUCAGGUCCAGAUUGCAGACUCAGCACUUCUUCAAACUGUCAGGGACAAACUUUGAGUGUCUCCAGCCCAUAGAUGGACCAAUAACAGAGAUGCUUUCGUCUGAAAGUUAAAUAAAGGAGCUUUUAACAGCCAAGUGGACCUGGAAGCAACUGCCCCCCUCUCUUUUGUUCAACUUUGACGAGCACACACAUACAAAAUCCAGCUGUGUCGGAGCUAAUCCUGAGAAGGUGUGCGUAGCUCCCCACUCAACUCCAUCUUCGCUGAGGAUGUUGUGGUGAAUUAUUCAACAUGCUAAUGUCACGCAAUGAGACAUGCAUGAAGCUCUUUGAACCGCCCUCAAUGUAAUCCCCGUGUACCGGUUUAUCAGGGAGAGAAGGGAGGCAACGUGAGGACCUGUGCUCCCCUAGGGCUGCACGACAAGAAGUUAAAUAGUAGAGGCAUGUAUAAUUUAUAUUUUAGUUAUAAAUGAGUGUGCCCCGAUGUAGAGGGUUAAUUGAAGCCGGAAGAGACAUAGGAGGCAUUUGUGUGUUUGCGUGUUACGAUAUAAAUAGGUUUGGGCUUAAUUAGAACAGAGAUGUGUGUUUUUUAUGUCUGAUAUUGGCAUAAAUGAUCAAUUAAUAUGUUGGAAAAUUAUGUGUAAUGAUUCCAACAUUGUCCAACCAAUUCAUACAAGAAUAAAGCUUCUACAAAUGAAGUACAGGUACAAACCAUUAUUUUUCUUCUUGUGUUUGCAGAUUUUUAAGUGAUAUAACAGCAUGAUCAUUUUUUCUAAAGAGUCGACUGGUUUUAGGUAAAUUAUCAGGUGACAAUAACAAACAACAGAUUAGUGCUGCUGGUAACUGUUAUGUUAAUCAAUAAGCAAAAUGUAAGCUUUCUGUUUUCUUCCACACCUUUAAUGUUUAUUUGAGGUUAGUUAAUUGAUCCGGUCGAUCAAUUGGACUAAUUAAUGGCUUUUUGAAAGAAUCAGCAUUGGCGGAUGUCUGCAUUCAGCUGAUUAAGUAAAUAAACAAAUACUGUCUGCAGAGACUGCAGGGAGCUUCAUAUAUUUCUGUAUCAACCAUCCUGCUUUCUGAUUAUCUGCUUUGGCCAUUAAAAAAUGAUACAGGGUGACCACUAAUAUGUACACAUUUUUCAAGUGCACUACCCAUAGACUGUAUAUAGAAUGGACACCGUCUGCCUCCUCGCUGGGUGAAGCCACUCCGAGAACAGCACCCUCUGGUGACAGGCUGCAGUAUAGGUCAUAAAUCCUGCCUCCACCAGCAAAGCUUAUGGAGCUGCGGACAAACUAUAGAAACUUUUUACACUGAACAUAAUUUUUCUCCCCCCUGCUUGUGAUGUUGACAUUUAGUUAUUGUAAGACUGGUUUGUGCUCAAGUCCUCUUUUUUUCUGUGCAGCUCUGUUUUUUAAAGUUAUUAAGGGGGUUCAUGUUUUCUAUGAUUGACACCUGAUACAGCCUAUUGGCAGACAAGGAUUGUGUAGCUCCCCUGGGGGAUACGCUGUUUGAGCUGAGCGACUCUCAGCGACUCUCCCACCGAAUGCGCACAACGCUACUGCGCAAUGUUGGUUUCAGGAAAUGGAGAGAAAAAGGCGGAAUUACCAAGAGCUUUUCGGCUUGAAAUCCGUAUACUGGCAGAAGGCGGAACCAAGUCUUCCAUAGUGUAUACAGUCUAUGGCACUACCAGCUCAAAUGAAAGACAUGAUGGCUUCCCAAAAGCAAAACCAAAAUUCAGAGCUCCCCCUGGGCACUUGCUGCAGAACAAGAAAUAAUGAGGUCAUCUUCCUUUAUGUUAAUGGAGGACUCGUCAAACCCUGCUGUGCAAUGAGAUGUCACCUGUCAUCUGUACUUAUUUACAUCUUGAUAGUGGAGCAUUGAAGCAUCAUGGCAGCAGCCUGAGUUGGUGCUACAGUUCCAGCUCAUAACCUGAGGGUCUGUGCAGUCUGGACACAUUUUAUGACUAGCAUUUCCGGCCUACAGUGAUAAAGAUAUUUAUAAUUCUGGUGCAGAUAAGCAAGGGUGCCAACAUUUGUUAGGUUGACUAAACACACUCACCCCUGGUCAUAACAGCUAGCUGUUGAUCGAUGUCCACAUUUUCUUUUUUCUGAGAGGUUUAGUUUAUAUUUGUUUUAUCAUGCUAGAAAUAGUCCAUGAAGCCGCGUGCAUCGAAUAAGCAAAGUAGGAGGAGUACUGAGAGAGGAAUCCAUGAAAAACCAACACUGGAGUCAUUUAGCUUUGCAUAACCCAACUUCACCAGCUGAUCCCUAUUCAGCACAAACUCUACCACUCUACUCUUUUGUACUACAAGUGAAGGUGGAGUUGUGUCAUCCUUCCAUAUUGAUGUGGUUGUUGAGGAUUAGUUGGUAUCAAACUGUAUUGAAAUGUAGGUACUCGAAUCAAACUAGGGAGGAGUAAAUGCUAUUGGGAUAUCUCUACAGAGAAAGUUUAACAAGUUUAACAAUAAAAACUUAAAAUUGAACCUUCCUGAGGGUUUAUUGCAAGACAUUUGUCUUAGAUUGCACUAUUUCUACACCUGUUAAGCUGUCAUCUGAGUGUGUCCUCUGUUACACCAGCAAAUAAAGGUGUGUCUCCAGGGAAAAUUUGACAUUCUUUUAAACAGCUUUGGGCAUCCUAUUCUGGUGGAUUUAGUCCUCUUGCUGUGCCAGAUUUUUACCCUGAUGGUCUCUGAGAUUCCAGCCACCAGCAGGUCUAGACAAACUCCACAUUCUGAUCUCUGUGGCUGCCCAUAAUCCUUUGCUGCCACAGUCAUUUUAUAUAUAUUUUUUCUUGAUACAAUUCAUACCACUGUAAAUCCUGAAGGGCUUCCAUGGAGAAUAUGUGAGUUUUGUAAGAUCGACAUAGAGACAGUCUAAUUGGUGAAAAGAGAUAGACGGCGCGGACAAGGAAAAAGAGGGGAGGGAGUGAGGGGGUUGAAAAAAAAGAGGGAAACGAAGGAUUGGAGGACAGAUUUGCAGGGUCUCCAUCUGUGAGUAUAAUCCUUAAAAAAAAUCUGUUUACAGAGCAGCCGGAGGAUAGAGGUUAAACUCAAGUCACAAACCAUGAAACCAUGAAUGAUAUCAGUUCCUUAUUAUUUGUUCAAUUUGAGACAGACAGACAGAGAGAGGGAUUUGGUGUGUGUGUGCACAGGUCUGUACACCUGUGAAAUAAAAAAUGAGCCUGGUCACUGGUGAGACAGGGUAUCUUUUCAAAUCCCAUCCUCCCGUGUGUGUGUGUGUGUGUGCAGGUAACAUAUUCCUGUCAGUCUUUGUGUGGUUUUUCAGACAAAGAAAAAUCCUCCUUCACACCGGUGAGAUAUUGUGUGACUUGAAAUGAAAACAAAGGUAUAAAGAUCGUGUGACGAGUGAGAGAGGUUUUCUUCAUUUUUGCAAGCAAAGGCCAACGUUAGUGUGCGUGUGCCCGGAGCUCUGUCGGUGAUUGGUGCUAUGCUUGAUGAAAUCAGACAGUGCGUGUUUUUUCUUGUCACAGCUCCAUCUGUGCAGGCAUCCUAAACCUGAAGUUGUGUUUGUGUCACCUCUGUUUGUGCAGAAAACUUUGGCCUGUUUUCAAAACGAGUCUCUUCAACAGAAACGAACGCAGAAUGUGCCAGACUGAAGAAGGAACAGCAGCCGCCACCGUUUUGGAAUACUAAUGGGAAAUUCAAGGGCUUCAGUUUUUUGUGUGGGAAGCUGCCAUGUGUCAGCAUGUAGCACUCAGCAUUAAAGUCACCCUGUCUGUGUGUCUAUGCGUGUGUGUGCGUGUGUGUUUCUUUGCCAGCUUGCUUUUUAAAGCACUUAAACCUGAAAGCAAAUUAUGUGAAACAACACUCCAUCAUAAAAGUCAUACACUGUCCUAGUGCUUUUACUCUACAUCAUUGGGAAUGAGCAAAUGUGUUUGUUAAAAGCCGGAACAAAAGUAAAGCCAACUCUGGACACGUCAUGAAGAAGCUUCUCUUUGUGCCAAAAUGCAACACACAUCAGGUUACUAAGUUUCAACAACAUGUGACAGUGACUGUUGUGGCCUUUUAAAGUCUGAAACCGUGACCUUUAAUCACAGUGCCUCAUCAGGUCAAUCAGUUUGAUUUUUUUUUUACAAAACUAAAAAGUUGUGCCAAAACGCAUCAUGACUCAGAGUGGGUAAUUGGGUUUGACAGUUGCACACAGCUGGAGCUCUCGCUCAUUUUAUUGCAUGGGGGAGAAAAUCAAAGAGAAGUGUGGACAAAACCUGGACCUGUUCCACCGACAGUAAACCAGCUUCCAGCUACAUGUGGUGUUAAACACAGGGGUUAGAUAGUCAAAGCUCCUGCUUUACCAAGUUCGUCUCAACUUCUACGUUUGCUUCAGCUCUUUAUAGCGUCACAGGGCGAGUCUGGGAUUCAAGCCUCGAGAGAGUGUCUCAUGAUUAGAAAAUCUCUUCCACAGUCACUCCUUAUUUAACCACUCACUCCAUCAUGUUUAAGUUCUUUAGGCGGGAUCAAUAAUGUUUAACUGAAAGCAGCUCAUCUUAUUUGUCUAUUUACUCUAACCAUGUCUUUCUCUCUACUUCCCUCUCCAUCAGUGAUGCUGCUGGACACAACAGAGUCUACCUCAGAGCUGGGCUGGACCACCUAUCCAGACACAGGGGUGAGUCUCUGAACUCAAUGUGCUUUCAAGCUGUCAGAGCUUCACAGCUGCCUCAUUGGGAGGCCGAUCAAAUGUGCUGCACACAUGUUGUUACACAUGGUUGAAAGUAAAAGUUUACAAUCACCUCAUUGGUUUAGCUUUGCAGUGUAAUUAAUGAGGAGUCAAACACAAGAACAAGCGCAUUUUUUUUUACAGAAACUGGUGAUUAAGUUAUAAUAAGAGCUCUCAAAUGGGGCUGCAAUGAUAUCUUGUUUUUGGUGUCAAAUGCUCGUUAUUUGGUUGAUCAGUGAUGUCAGAAAUCUUCGAGAUAUGGUAAAUAUUGUCCUCGGUAACACUCAAAGUGGAUGGGAAUACUACACCACAUGAACAUCAUUUUUAAUUAGGUCCAUUUUGUAUACAUUCACACACUGCUGGCGUAGCCAUCUGGAGCAGUUUGGGGUUCGAUGCCUGGUCCAAGGAUGUUUGACAUGUAGUUUUGAGGUCUUGGAUCUAAUCCAACCUUCUGCUUGAGUGACGGCCAACACUAACAUUGAGCCACAGCUGUCUCAUGCGAUCAUAAAAUGCUCAUCACCCAUCUCUGGAGUCAAAGUUGAUGUGUUUACUGUUUUGCUAUUUGCCUGAUCAACAUUACCAAACAGGGUUUGUUCAAACUUUCAGAAAUUUAAGACGCCACAACCAUGAAAUGUUUGACAUUUUGUCAGUUGGCAGAGUUGUUGGGGUGUACAUGUGAUACUGUUAAUUUAAAGGUUCAGUGUGUAGAAUGUAACAGCAUUUAGUAGAGCAGGCUUGGUAGCAAUAGUUUUCAUAACUAUGUUGAGAUUAGAAUAUAAUCACCAGAAUAUCAAAUAGGGGUGUCCCCAUACAAAUUUUUUACUUCCGAUAUGAUACCGAUAUUGUAGCCUUCGGUAUUGGCCGAUACUGAUAUUGAGCCGAUAUUAGUACAACCUUGUGCAUGGCAAGUUUUUAACUCAGCUUCAACAUCUUUUUCUGUUUUAAACGAAAAAUACUGGCGCAUGACCGACAUCACUCCUACUCCUUGCUACUUUGUUUGGACCUUAGUACACACUGUUGUUGUGAUUACAUGGGCUCUGAAUACCGAAUACGGGCACUGCUAGAUAGAGGUGCUGGAGCUGUGUCUGAAAUGGACUGCUUGAAUCAGAGUGCUGAUAUCGGAAAUUUUAGAUGCAGGCUGAUAUAGUCCGAUAUUCGUUCUUUUCCUGAUAUCAAACCGAUAAGCCCCCUUAUAUCAAAACUGCUCUGUUUUGUUAACUUGGUUAAUCUGUGACAUCCUAUGGUCUUUUCUAUUUAAAUUGGAUUUUUAUAUAAGUAGGUGGCAGACCACCAGCUUAGUGAGUGUUGAUGCAUGCAAAAGAAUUUGUAUUGUUGUAUUGAGUAAAUGGUAAAAACAUGACAAACAGAGGAUCAUACUCAUGCAUAAUAACAGUGACGGUGUGAAACCAGACAGCAUCACAUUGUGAAAUUGUCUGAGACCAUUGAGAUGCCAUGGAAAUCUCAUACUGUUAUACCUUUAUGAUUAAACUCACAUUUUAGGUCAAGGGGGGGGAAUUUUGGUAUAGAUAUAGUAGGUUGAUGGUGAUAACCAUGUUGCUGUAGCGGGUUAAUCAUGGAUGACCCUCUAUGCUCUUAUUUUGGCACCAUGAUUGUGCUUUUACUCAUUAGAAUAAAGCACAUUAAGCCAUGUAGUUUCCACAGUUUCCACCUUGUCUGUGAAAAAAAUCGCAGUAUGCAGAGAGUUUCAGAUCUCAGGGUGAAGAUCAGACACAAGUUGCUAAUGCUCUUUUUUUAAAGGCCAGGGUUGUUAUUUUGCAGAAUGUCUGGUAUCUGGUAUUGAUCAGUGGAAUUUUUUUUUCUUUUUUUUUGCCAGAACAAGCAAAGUCUAACCUUACCUUUCAGACCACCUUGAAGGCUGAGAUGUUUUUGUCCUCCUGGUCUUUGGUGUGUCUUUAUCUAAGAGGAGAUCACACUGAUUGGACCACAACCCUCUUGUUCUUGAGCUGCUUUUAAUCGAAGGCUGCAAAUAUUUGUGUCAAUGUGUGUACAUGUGUGCGGGGUUACAUGUGUUAAUGCAUGUGUAUAUGUGCGUCUAUACUUGCGUGACUGUGCCAGGGUCAGGUCCUGGGUCAGUUAAAUUCAUUCAUCUGUGAGUGAUUGUGGCUCAGUUCUAAUAUGGCUCAUAAUUAAACACACACACACACACACACACACACACACACACACACACACACACACACACACACACACACACACACACACACACACACACACACACACCAUAGUGCUGUUCUGCCCUGCUUUGGAGCUCCAUCUUGCCUCUGUUAUAUCUCCGUUGCUCAAGACCCCCUUAACACAUAUAUAUAUUCACAGGUAAGAUAAGAAGAACUUUAUUCAUCCCUGAAGGGAAAUUCAAAUCCAAAUUCGAAUUUCAAAUUCACAGGAGUACUUCUAAACAACCUUGUCCUUGAGGUGAGUUCCCGCUAGUGAUGGGAAUUACAGCUCUUUUUAGUGAGCCGGAUCAUUCGGCUCAGCUCACCAACAAGAGCUGGCUCUUGCAGCUCCCAAACGGCUCUUUAUUUUUCCACUAAUACAUUUUCUAAAUCAGCCAAAUUUAACGUUGUUUGGCUUAUGAUAUGUACAUAUGUGUACACAUACCUCUUAAAUAAUCCAAUACAUCCUUUGUGCUGAAGUAUUUACAGGUAAAAAUUACAUUUUCUAAUAUCAGUAAAUUGCUGUAGCAUUUGCUUUCAUUGCAUUUAUAGACCCUUGUAUCUCUCUGAAACCACCCAAGACACAUUUAUGAGAAAAUCAAAUGUUCUUUGUUUUGUGUUGGUUUAGAUGAAAAGAAUCUUCAGUGAUUUUAUUUUGUAUAUUUUCCAUCCAUCCAUCCAUCUUCCACCGUUUAUCCGGGAUCGGGUCGCAGGGGCAGCAGCCUGAGCAUUGAAGCCCAGACUUCCCUCUCCCCAGCCACUUUGUCCGGCUCUUCCCGGGGGACCCCAAGGCGUUCCCAGGCCAGCUGAGAGAAGUAGUCUCUCCAGCGUGUCCUGGGUCUCCUACUGGUUGGACGUACCCUGAACGCCUCACCAGCAUGGCAUCUGGGGGGCAUCCUGAUUAGAUGCCCAAGCCACCUCAUCUGACUCCUCUCAAUGCGGAGAAGCAGCGGUUCUACGCCAAGCCCCUUCUGAAUGGCAGAGCUUCUCACCCUAUCUCUAAGGGAGAGCCCAGCCACCCUGCAGAGGAAACUCAUUUCGGCCGCUUGUACUCGCGAUCUUGUUCUUUCGGUCACUUCCCACAGUUUGUGACGAUAGGUAAGGGUAAGAAUAUAGAUUGAUGGGUAUAUCUAGAGCUUUGCCUUUUGGCUCGGCUCCCGCUUCACCAUGACAGAUCUGUGCAGCUUCUGCAUCACUGAUGAUGUGGCCCCCGAGAUACUUGAACUCCUCCCCUUGGGGCAGGAUCUCAUCUCUGACCAGGAGAAGGCACUCUCCAUGAACCAUGAACUCAGAUUUGGAGGUGCUGAUUCUCAUCCCAGCCGCUUCACACUCGGCUGCGAACCGAUCCAGUGAGAGCUGAAGGUCACAGCCCAAUGAAGCCAACAGGACCACAUCAUCUGCAAAAAGCAGUGAGAUCCUGAGGUCACUGAACCCGAUCCGCCUAGAAAUUCUGUCCAUGAAAGUUAUAAACAGAAAUGGUGACAAAGGGCAGCCUUGGGAGAGUCUAACCCUCACUGGAAAAAAGUCUGACUUACUAACAGCUAUGCAGACCAAGCUCUGGCACUGGUCCUACAGGGAUGAACAUCCCUUGUCUGGGUGUCCGGUACCCCAUACUCCCUGAGUACCCCCGACAGCACUCCCUGAGAGGUGACAUUCCACGUCUCUAGAACUAGCCUCUGCAGCCGAGGAUCGGACCGCCAAGGUCUCCGCCUUCGGCUGCUUCCAAACUCACAGUGCCCCCGACCCCUUUGGCCCCUCCAAUGGGGGAUGAACCCAUGGGAAGGGGGUCCCACAUUGCCUCUUCAGGCUGUGCUCGACCGGGCCUCAUGGGUGCAGGCCCAGCCACCAGGCGCUGGCUAUCGAGCCCUACCCCCGGGCCUGGCUCCAGGGGGGUGACCCAUGUCUGGGCGAGGGACACUUGGUGCCAAUUAUUUUGUCCAUCAUAAGGGGUCUGUUUGAGCUACGCUUUGUCUGGUCCCUCCCCCAGUUUCAAAGUCCUUUAUCCUUCUUUAUGUCCUCACUCUGUAUAGUCCGACUGUCAGGCACAACCUGGGUUCUCAACCUGUAUGUGUGAAAUAGGGACAGAGCUUUUACAACUGUCAGUAGUGUGUCCUUUAAAAAACUCCUUCACACUGAAGUGUAAGUCAAAUAAAAGGAUAAUCACAGCUUUUCAUGGCUGCACUUGACAUGUGAGUGUGUGCAGUCAGGCAACCAAAAUUUCUGACAUGCUAGAAAUUCAUCCGUCCGGUUGGAAACAGAUGAUAAAGGUGUCAUGAUCCACUGCACUACACACUGCACAGCAAACAAUGUGCCAUCAGGUUCAAAUGCAACUUAAAAAUCAGAUCAGAAUCUGCCCCAAUUUGCACUGCCUCUGCCCGUAUCAGCCCUUCGCUGACUGACCAGUUAAGUUGCAAAAACUAUGCAGACUCUUUAAACUUUGGGGUGUAAGUCUGCAUAUAGUGAUCAUGUACACAAAAAAAUACCUGUUUUUUAGAUUUUUCUGCAGUUUAUUGCCAAUCGAAUACACAAGGAAACACCCAUUACAAAAACACACAAACCAGUGGCGCAGAUACACAUCCCUAUGAACCACCGUUCUCCUGAAUUGUGUAAAAGAAGACAAUAAAAAUUGGCUGAGAAAAGGUGUAUGCUGCAACACGUGUUGCGAGACACACUCUGGGCCUGGCAGAGCUCUGAUAAAACUGAUGGGAUUGUUUUGUGAGGCAGAAAAAGUGUUGUUGUCAUGCACUCUCAUAUUGAUAACCCAGUGGUUUGAUAUUGGUGUUCUAGUCUGUCAUUAUUUUGCAGGAGCACUGAAGGAAAACCCUGAGUGAAAGCAUCAUAUGCACACGCACGCACACACGCACGCACGCACACACACAGUCUUCAUUGACAUCGUCAUUGAAAUAAUCAGUCAAACUAUGUGAGAAACUGUGGGUCACCAUUCAUACAUGUUACUGUGGGGAAAUUCCUCUGCUCAUUUCGCUACAGAAUAAUAUUAUUCUAAGACUACAUCCAUACAUGGCCAAUAUAAGCAAGUGCUCUGAGAUAUACAUUUAGAGCACCAAACAGAGCAUAAAAUGACCACAAAUCACAGUUGGAUUAAUGCUUCUUUAAAUAUGAUGGGUUUUUUUCUAGAGGAGGAAAACAGAAUUUUUCAGGCAGCUUCAUAAUAUUACUCUGAGAAAGUUAUCCAACAGUCCAAGUUACUUUUCCCUUAACCAACUCAGUCCAUUAAAGACCACUUGUCUCCAAACUGGUCAUCAAGUUGGGUAAUGUAGUAUUUGAAGAAUAAUGCCUCCUCCUCCUCUUCAGGGCAGAGUAUUUCAAUCCUCUUAAAUCACCAGAAAAUGGACCAAACACAGAGAGUUUCAUUUCUCACAGAGCUUAAUAUGAGAAUAUUGUAUAUAUUGAGUUUUAAGAUCUAAUCCCUUUCUGUAUCAAAAAAGCCACCCGACUUUAUAAUUCCCAUAACCUGUAAUUUCACCAGAUGAUUGACCCAACCUCCAUUCAGCAAACAAGCAUUUUAAAAAUAGUUUUCUUUUUCUCUUGAGGACAGAUCUGGGAAAGCUUGCAAUUUAACUUUUCACUAAUCUUAGUUAUGAAGGCAAACCUAGAAACCCAUCAACUGCCAGUAAAUCACAAGAAAUGGAUUUCUUUUUAGACUGAGUUUGCUUAAGAAAGCAAGUAAGUAAAUGAAAAAAAGGAAGUCUUACCUGAAAGCGAUUUGUCCCAAACAAGCCUAUUUCCAGCAUCAUUUGAUACAGGCAGAUGCAGAUUAACGUUGUCAGGCGAUAGCUGUUAGAAUCUGAGACUGAUUUAUUAAACAGCUGUUGUGUCAGAACCAAUAAGCUGUUGUCUGCAUACAGCGAAACCUAAGGGAGCAACAAGCAGCUUCUCUGGGCCUUAUGUGUAACCAGCAAUUGGAGAUAAAGGAUAUCUUGGCAGGACAUCUUCCUGCCAUUGGUUGUAGUCCAACUCGAGAGGUCAGUGGAGUUGAAAUUGAGAUACUUCGCUAAAGAGCAGGUUGUGAAAUGUGCUUUCAUGUAGAUAUCUUUUUGAAGAGAUUAACGAAAGCUAAAUCAUCACCAGAUGGGAUGCGGGAUUGCAAUUAUUUCUCCACAUGGACAGUUUUCCUGUGUGCAGCCAAUCCUAGCGGACAUGCGAGUCAAUGAUACUUCUCAAACAACAAGCAGAAACCAGAAUCCUUAUAACACCAAAUUUUUGUGGCUCACAGACUCUGCAUUCGUCAGCCUUUGGUGGAGAGUAAUGUCCUGAUAAAAGCUUUUUAAGAGACAGCAGAAAUCUGGGAAAUAUUAAAGGGGGAAAAAGACACGCAGCAGAUGGUCAUGACCAUAGACUGUGUAGAAUGGACAGCAUCGUCCUUGCUGGGUGAAGCCAAACCGAGAACAGCACCCUCUGGUGACGGGCUGCAGUAUAGGUCAUAAAUCCCGCCUCCACCAGCAAAGCUUAUGGGACUGUGGACAAACUGAAUUUAUUUCCAGAAUAUAAAUUUUUCUCCCCCCUGCUUACGAUGUUGACAUGUAGUUACUGUAACACUGGUUUGUGCUCAAGUCCUCUUUUUUCUGUACAGCUCCAUUUUUAAAAGUUAUUAGGGGGUUUAUGUUUGCUAUGAUUGACACUUGAUACAGCCUAUGGGCUUACAAGGAUUGUGUAGCUCACCCGGGGGAUACACUGUCAGAGCCGAGUGUCAUCACAGCGACUCUUAGCGACUCUCCUGCUGAGCGCGCACAAUGCUACUGCGCAGUGGUGGAAUCCGUACAACGCUGCUAUGCAAUGUUGGUUUCAGGAAAUAGAGAAAAAGGGGAGAAUUACCAAGAGCUUUUUGGCUUCAAAUCCAUAUACUGGUGGAAGGCGGAACCAAGUUGUCCAUAGUAUAUACAGUCUAUGGUCAUGACCAAGAGAGUAACCACUGCAACAGAACUUAAAGUCUGUACAUAGGGUUUGACUACAACUAAUUUUGAUCAUUUAACUGUUCUGCUUUUGACAGUACAGUCUUUUUUUUGGCUUUCCAAGUUAAUUUAAAAUUUUCCUCCACCACUUGUUUCAGUUAAAUAAGUGUGCCCAUAAUUAUAACCAGUUAUCACCAGAGUUACAGAAGCAGCUAAACUGAAAUUCUGCCCAGAAAAACUGAAACAGUUCCCCACCGACAUCUGGCGAACAUACUCUCUCACGUGGAGCCCCUUUAUCCCACUUUAUUGUUAACUUCAGCUUUAUGUGCUGUCAUUACUACCACAGCUGGCUGCCAGUGUGGGCCCAUAAUCAAACAUGAUGUCUGAUUAAUCCAGGCUCAUGUGUGUUAGGGAAUAUGAGAACCAUAAUGGCUGCCACUAAGAGGCCAUCCUUUUGUGUCAGUUGUUGCUGUGUGUGAAUUUGUGAGUCAAUGUGUGUGCUAAAGCAAGUCAAGCAUUUGCAUGAUUUUUUUCCUCUUUAUAUUAUGGUCCCUGGAUGAGAAGUGCUUCUGAGAUGGAGAUAUGGUUAUUUGACCCGGGGCAACAAGCUGAGAGAAGUAGAAAGACAGACCAUGAGAGGGGGAGAAAAAAGGGAGUGUGUGUGUGAGUGUGUGUGUGUGUGUGUGUGUGUGUGUGUGUGUGUGUGUGUGUGUGUGUGUGUGUGUGUGUGUGUUGUCUUUUUUUAACCCUUUCCUCACUUUCCAUCUUUUUUUUUUUUUUUUUGCUCGAGGCUCGAUACUCUUUUCCGCACUCUCUUCCUGCUUCUUCAUGCUCUCUCAUCGUCUCUCCUCUCUCUUUAAUGUACUGACGAGAAGCCCCUCUGCUUCUUUGUCUCCGCCUCCCUCUCUCCCUCGUUUAAUCUUUCUUUCCUUUGCCCUUCACAGACCCAGAGCCACCGGGUCUCUGCUUCAUAUUCUCUCUUUUAUCCCCCAACUCUGUCUCCCCUCUGCCCCGUCUAUUUCCCUUCAGUGUCAAACUAGCAGACUUCUUACUGUAGUCUGCAGCUUUUUUUUUUCUUCCCCUUGUUCCCUUUUGCUAUUCUUCCAUUGUGUGUUUGCUUUUCGUGUGUGUGCAUGUGUGCACAUGCAUAUGUCUUAGGGUGUCUGAGUGUGCCUUUCUCAGCCUCUCUGAGGCCCUUCCCCUCCCUGCCCUCUGUCACUGGAGAGAUUGCUCUCUGGCUCUCUGGCAUUUCAGUUCAAAUUAAAUCACAAAGAUGAGUCGUCCCUAUUUUUCUGUUUUUCUUUCUUUCUCUUUUUCCGACGCUUCUUCCCCCUCCUCGCUCCAGUCAGCCCUGUUUUGUCAGCCUCUCUUCUUACAGGAGGAGAGGGUGUGGGUUUUUUUGUCUUGGUUGUUUGGUUUGGGGUCAUAAACAAAUAACGCUUAUUUUGUUCACAAAUACACAGAAGCAAACUGCAUGCAAAGCCACAAACAGAUACCAGCGGCUACAAAAGUCCACAGCAUCCCUCAGUCCUCUCACACUCAAAAAUACAGACACACACUCCCGGCUUACUAUUUACCCACUUUUCCUGUCCAUCAGCAUCCUUCCAUCCAACCAUGUGCUCCCCGUUGUCUCCUCAACCUCCUCCCCUGGUUCUCACGUCUGACAGAGAGUGAAUCACAGCCUGCAGGGAGAGAAAAACUGUCCUCUCACUCCAUUAGACUGACAGCAGCUCAGACCCUUUUCAUCUACAUACUGAUCUUAUCAUUAUUCCAACUGGACCAAAUAUGAAUGUACCCUCUCAUGUGUGAUGCUAUAGAGAUUUUUCCUCCUCAUUCUAGCUGUCAGAAACACACAGAGGAAGAGACACGGGCAUGCAGAGACUGAACACAAACACAGAAACACACACUUACACAUGCUAUAAGCACCCUGAUAGGGUGUCGGGACCUUUUGUCCUCUCACCAUUGUUGCAUGAGGAAUAAUGAUGAUGAGGCCGAAUACAUAAUUCCUCUGUGUUACAACAGAAAAAGCCUUGCUUGUCACUCAGGGCGACACAGGCUUAAAGCCGAGCCUUUUCAUCCUCGGAGGCUCCGUACUGUAUAAUUGGUGAAACUAAACCCGGGGCUACAUUUACAUUUCGACUCACGUGACAGUCUUAUUCACGGCCCUGUCUCUGCUGCUAGAUAGUCUCCCUCCAUGAAAGUACAGCUCACUUUCAAACCCAUUCCAGCACUUUUUGUAAUGAUUCCUAAAUUAUGAAUACAUCUGCUUGUUUUAUUAUGCAGCAGCUCUUUCAGGUCAGCGAGUGUUCACUGCUGUCAUAUGUGAACGAUGAUUCACUGCGAAUGCUAAAACAGCUGCAUUAAAGACCAACCGAAUGGCAUUUAUGAAAAUACAGAGUUGUUAUCAUACAAACAUUACAGAGUUGAAUGCCAGCACCGUCUGUUUUGCUGUGAGGCCUGCCUUGUUACUUUUGUUGAGGUGAGAGUUUGGAAUAUUUUUCUCGGAUACGUGCAUGUUCACACAAAAAUGACACAAUGAAAGAAAUCACAGUGAAAAAAAAAUCUUUUUCAAAGUGCCCUUGUUGCUCUUGCAGAUCCGUAAAAUGUGUGUGGGAGAGAUUUUUUUUUUCUUGGACACAUUGUGCCGAAAAAACAUUUCCUCUUUUCACCGUCUAUGUUGUGUUUUGUAUCUCAUCUGGUGUAACUGGGACACAUUCUCCAAAAGCAGACAAGCAGACACGUUUUUUCGAAAAGCCAAUGUCACCUAGCUAUGUCUCGGUUAGUUUCCUUUGCAAGUCAAAAAGCUAACUGAAAAAGUGAUCAUGACACUGAAAGACACCAGCAUAUUACCAAUGUGUGCAUGAAGACCUGCUGGAGUUAGCAUUUCGCUCCAAGCACAACCUUACAGAGCUGCCAGCACGGAUAUCGACCCUGACACCGUAAACAGGAUUCCAUUGACCCUCAUCCACUUAAAAAGAUCUGAAUGGCUGAAUGCCAGAAGAAGUGAGAGAUGAUUUCCUUGACAGAAAUGAUCCCUGAAUCAUAAUAUCUCUGUCUGCGAUAUUUGAUAUGUGUUUCUCUCCAAGUGCUUUAAUUAACUAUGGGUCUAAUCAUUGACUACCUAAUUAAACAGUGGAAAGUCUAUUGUGGAUAACAAGGACGCAGAGACGACCUACAUUACUGGGGUCAGUGGAGAGAUGCUUUCACUCUUGAAUGCAAUACUUGCGCGCUUGCAUGUGUGUGGGUGUGUGUGUGUUAUAUCAGACAAGAAGUAUUUUGUUACACCAAUCUAGUUAAUAAGGAUUGUGUCAAACAACUGUUAUUUAUUAGUGUUUAUGCACAGGAAUCACCCAUACUGACAAAAAGCUUCAUAUUUGCUAAAGAGGUUAACGUCUCUUCUACAGGGUAAUGUUAACACAAAGUCAUUGUGUUGUUUCUGUGUUUCUUAGUGGGAUGAAGUCAGUGUCCUGGACGACCGGGGGAAGCUCAUACGAACCUUCGAGGUCUGCAAUGUCAACCAAAAUCCCCGUCUUCAGGACAACUGGCUGGCAACACCCUUCCUUUACCGUCACUCUGCUCCACGGGUGUUUGUCACAUUGCGUUUCUCAGUCCGUGACUGCGCCAGCCUGCGAACACCAUCGCCCUCAUGCCGAGAGACUCUUACCCUGUACUACAAACAGGCCGACUCCCAGAGGGAGCUGCAGAGGACCUGGGUAGCUGAGGUGAGGCACAAAACUAAACUAGCUAACUCAAAAGAAAAACGACACCGGCUCUUUCAGUGACAAAGGAAUGAAGUACGAAGUAAAGCUGAAGGCGAGACUUCUGCUGCUAUUUUCUGCAUCUGUUAAGAUGCAGAAAAAAUAUUGCACUCCUUCCUCCACUCCUAUUAUAGUCUCAACAUUAACAGAAGUGUUUAGACUUCACCAUGAACAGGAAUGUUACGUUUGGUCUUAGUUCAACUCUUAUGUAGGCUUACAGGAAUACAGUUAAAUGCUACCAACCAUCAAAACUGAGGUGCUCUGUUUCCAGCUGUGUAAAUAAUUCCUUUUCAAAUCAAUUAAAUCAUCUAUAGUCUUUUGAUUUAUGCUAGCAUUAGAUCCACGGUUACUGAAGAUAUCUCUCAGGUUUUAACCCCACUGUGCUCAUUGACCCUAAAUAAGUGAACAAACACGUGAAUUGUAAAUUUAAAUCCUUCUGCAAAUAAGACACUUUGAUUAGAGCGCACGUGAUUACAACUGAAUUUAACAAGGAUUGAUGUCAUUUUCAUUAUUCUGCUUCUUCAUCAGUGCUUGAGGCAGACAACCUUCAGACAAAAUCAUUAGACACAGAAAAUUGAAUUUCCAUUGAUGUUUCACUCACGUUAGGGCAAAACAAAAGCCUCUCAUCAUCUAAGGACAAGAAAUAAUUACAUAAUCAUUAAGAUUACUGUUGUGUUUGCUCAAAGAAACACUGGAGAUUAAAGCCUUGUUCGUUCAUACUGGUGUGAAGCACAUAAAUGUUAGCAAAAACUGUCUUCUGUUUUCAAUAAAUUCAGCCACUAAUGACAGAUCUAUGACAGGAAAUAACUAACAGUUCUCAUUUUACACUCUAACACUCAUCUGUUUUCAAGGAGGCUGUUAACAUGUUAAAGACACUGAGACAGAGUGUCCACAGAUGUUUCAAUUAUUAAUGCAUUUUAGUUUGAUUUUAUUCUUUUUCUGGGACAUUAGGAGUUGCUGAGGAUGAGCUACAUGUGCAGUCGCUGCCACGGAGAGAGGGAGGGAGGGAGGGAGGAGUGCGGUAUUUGUAUAGAUGAACACUCUUCUCCUUAGGGAUGUAAGAUGCUGUUUAAAAAUGCAAAUCAAACCCUGAUGAGGAAUCAGAGGAGAAUCACAGGAGAGCGGGAAGCACUGCAGCGCUGAGAGACUUCGCAGGGACUUGAGCAUGAUCCCCCGCUGGGUCCUGCAUAUAUCACAGUCAACAUUUGCUUCUAUCACGAAACUAUAAUAUACAUGCACUGAGGAAAACUGGAGAAAAAUAAGACCUUGUCUUUCAUCUGUUCCUUUUUCGGGCUAAUUCCACUUUUUUCUCAUUACUCUGUACUUUUCUGUCCGUUUCCUUUUUUCUCCCGGCUUGUUUUAACAUCCAUCCCCUUCUUGGUGUUUGCUUUUGCUCUCCAUGCAAUAUUUUUUCUCUCCUGGUUACUCAUUAUGUCUACUUUCAAUGUCCUCCUGCAGCCGUCCUCUGGAGAGAAGGAGACCAGGGAAGGCUGGGUAAAGGUUGACACCAUCGCAGCUGAUAAGAGUUUUUCCAAAGUAGAGCCCAGUUCACCUCACCAGUAUCAACCCAACAGAUACAGCCGGAUCAACAUCAAGACACGCAGCUUUGCCCCGCUCACACGGAAGGGGUAAUCAUGACCAGACUGUGUUUAUUGACAUUAUUCAAAGGUCAUCAUAAGUCUUGAGUUGUCUUUGUGUUAACUCAUCUCCUUUGUUUCAGAUUUGUUUUGGCCAUUGUUGACAGCGGAGCUUGCGUAUCUCUCAUGGGUGUCUCCAUCUUCUACCGCCGCUGUCCAGCUACCAGCCUCUACUUGGCGUCCUACCCACCAACUCCUUCGGGGGCUGAGCCAACCGCCUUAGUGCCUGUGAGUGGGACGUGUGUCCCCAACAGUAAAGCACAGGCCGGCCCGCCCCCUCGUAUGCACUGUAACGCUGAAGGGGAGUGGAUGGUUCCUGUGGGAGGAUGUGUCUGUGAUGAAGGGUACGAGCAAAACCUCAACGGCUCCGCCUGUCUGGGUAAGUCUGAGGACAUGUGAUCACCUGAUCCCUGCAGAGGUGGAUAAUCUUUUCAUCAUGUCGAUUUAAUUUGUCAUGUGUGCAAAGUGCUCCAGCAAUUUGGUAAUGCACAUCCAUAAAUUUGUGUGAUGUGUGAGAGACAUAUUAAAAAGAAUGGCAGCCUUCAAAAACAUUGGCUCCUACACUUCCAUUAAUGAAAGUACAUACAUUUUCUUUUCAUUGGACGCUCUCUGUGAGGCCUCGUGUCUGUAAUGCUUAGUCAUGCAGUAGCGCAGGUUUUCUAUCAAAAGGUUAUUGUCUGCAAGCUCAAGCUGAGAUUCCCCGUUUAUCUUGAAUAGUAAUCUUACAAAAGUUAGGAACUAUGACUUGAUGGCAUUCACAGGAUGGACAGGGCAAAUCACAGAAAACUUCAGUUAUGACCACAAGUAGUAUCUUUUGAUGCAAUCUGAACAUUUGGUACAAACUGAUGUUAAAGCUGUGAUUUUUGGUGUUUCUUUAAAAACAGUUUUAUUGUUAUUCACCGGUGUCUAAAAAUCUUUUGAACUUGAAGAUACCGUGAGAAAAUCUCAUAGACUGUAUGUAGAAUGGACAGAGUCUGCCUCCUCGCUGGGUGAAACCAAACUGAGAACAGCACCCUCUGGUGACGAGCCGCAGUAUAGGUCAUAAAUCCCACCUCCGCCAGCAAAGCUUAUGGGGCUGUGAACAAACUUUAGAAAUUUAUUACACAGAAUUUAAAUUUUUCUCCCCCUGCUUGCGAUGUUGACAUGUAGUUACUGUAAGACUGGUUUGUGCUCAAGUCCUCUUUUUUCUGUACAGCUCCAUUUUUAAAAGUUAUAAGGGGGUUCAUGUCUUGUAUGAUUGACACUUGAUACAGCCUGUGGACGUAUGAAGAUUGCGGAGCUCACCCAGCCGGGUGUCAUCACAGCGACUCUCGGCGACUCACCUGCCGAAUGCGUACAAUGCUACUGUGCAAGUGGUGAUCAUAAAACGCUACUGCGCAGUUUUGGUUGCAGGAAAUGGAGAAAAAUCGCAGGUAUACCAAGAGUUUUUCGGCUUCAAAUCCGUAUACUGGCAGAAGGUGGAACCAAGUUGUCCAUAGUAUAUACAGUCUAUGGGAAACCUUUUAAUGUGUUGAUUUUGCGCCUGCUGUGCUCUGUCUCCACAUGCAAACCGCAACCAGAAAGCCACUCGUAACCUGAAAUAAUGCUCAGAACAGCAUCUAACUUCUCCAACAGUACAUAUAGAGGACCAGCACAUAGUACUAGCCAUCACACAUCUUUUUAGCUUUGCCUGGUUUCUUUGGCAAAGACACUGAACACAACUUACCCAUUUUCCUCCAGCAGCCGCUUGUUUGUGGGGAAGCCCCGACGAGUCGAUCACCAAAGAAAAUUUAUGAUUAUUACUUCAUGGGAAACAUCGACCACAGUGUGUUGCUGUCGUGUGGUUUUUGCUGAAGUUGGUGUAGCUAGAGAGGCAAGCGGUCGGCAAAAUUCAUCUCUCAAGGGGGGGUCUAACAUGGUGUUAUGGUGUGUUUGACCAUGGUUUAAACUUACGCUGGAAUAUCCCUUUCAGUGCAGAGGAGGAGCAAAAUAUCCUGCCUUGAAAUGGCAGUUUGUAAGAGCCUUUUUGUUGAUGCUCUGAAUUUAAACCAUCCCAAAAAAGACUAGAAUAUUAUCAGUCAACUUUUUCAGGCCUUUCUAGUCUUCCUCUCAGUUUGUUUCUUUCUGAAUUUCUUGACAUGAAAAGAAUCUGGAUCAAUACUGAGAGAAGGUGCUCUUGGUCUGAUGCACAACUGCGUUUGAUGAAUAGUUGAGAGGAGUGAGUGCGGGCAGGUCAGGUUAGGAUAGGAUGAGAUAAACAUGGGACAGUCAGUACUGUAUCAAAGAAGUGGAUUUGUGGAUAUGUAGUGAUGCAACAUAUUGUCAGUCAUGGAUAGAGUUUUACAGACGUGCAUGCAGGGAUGCAGAGCUGCUGAGGGGAGAUUAGAGGAGGGGAGCGGGGUCAACAUUUGCAUAAAACCGGUCAAAAGCACUUCCCCCCUCUCAAAGUGAGUGUAAAUGGGGGGAGAAAAAAAAGGAGCCAAAAAUUUGAUAGAUUCCCAGACAGACAGGAAGAGAUAUGGAGUGAGAGAAGAGGAGGAAAGAGGGAGAGAGGAGGAGAGAGGGAGAGAGUCGUAGUGGGAGGGAUGUGACACAUUUAGGUCAUGGCGAUGUAAUGGCCACUCGUCUGUGAACAAGUGACAGGAACCGCAGGGGGAGAGUGGCGGAGUGGAGGGAAAACAGGGAGAGGUGGAGGGAGAGAGAAGGAGAGGAGGAUGCCAGUUAAUGACUUAAAGUACUGAGCAGGCAAAAAAUCAGAGUGUGUGAAGAGGAAAAGAGUGGAUUGAAGUGUGUUACUCUCUGCGUGGGUAUGUGUGAGUAUCUUGUCCUGAGGAUGAUGUUUGCAUGUAUAUGGUCCUUAAAAGCAGGAUUCUAGCUGAAAAACUGAGUCGAACAUUUUAGUGGCCAUAAUUGCUCCACUCCCUCACAUGGGGGCCCUCAAAGUCCAACUAACUCCGACUCAAUUAAUCUACUGACUCUGCCAAGUCAUCUGUGAAAUAUGUUCAUGCUCUUUUGCUUACAUCUGCACCGGGCCCACCGCUUGUGUUUGUCUGCGUUUGAUUGAUAUUUACUGACAAAUCACCCCUUGAAACUGCUCAGAGGCUUCCACACACUCUCUACGAACACAGAGCUGCCCACGCCGCUCCGGCUUUUUGUUCCAGCUCUCAUAUGAUUGUGUUUUUUUGUUGAUCACUUCACUGACUAAUGAUGUGCACUGGCAUCAUCACAAUUGUUGUCCUCACCGGCUCCCUGGGAAUGUGGAGAAAAGAGGCAGAUGGUUAACUGGCAGUGCAGUCGUCUGGGAUUAUUAACAGUAGCCCAUCCUCGUUUCUCUCCAGAAAGUGGAGCACCAAGCUUUUCCAAACUAUCAGAAGGUGAACAUUUUGUUCUUAUUUGAAUUAUGUAGAAGUGCAUUUAUAAAUAACACAUAGGGAGAAAAUGAUAGGCUGCACUGAAAUGAACUUAGGCGUCAUUUAAGCUGUAAUUAAAACACGGCACUCUGCAAAAUCCUGCACUUGAAUGCAACUAAAAAAAAAGAAAGAAAAUCCAAAUGUUAACUAACUUUUCUACCUAAAGCAAGUCACUUCAGCCCAUCUGCAUUAAAUCAAGCAUAUAUCUUAUGAUGCUAUCCAAGCCUCCAAGGUUUUUUGAAAGAAUAACUCUACUUUCCUCUUUUCUUUUUAGUCUAUUUGCUGUUUAAGUGAGCGACUGCAGUGUAAACAAAUGUUGUUUAAUAUCCAUGUGAGAAUACCACAGCCAUCACAGCCUUCCCCCCUCAAGCAAGACAUCAUUUUCAAAGACAAAUAGGGGACUCCCUCCUCCUCCUUCUCCCAAGUGAAAAUGAGUUUCAGCACUAAAUGAUUGCCCUUAACUACACCCGGCUCUAAUAGCUUUCUAUUUUAAGAAUUAAGGGUCCAUGAGACCUCCAUAAUGUCUUUCAUUAGUUGUGCUAGUGGAUUAUCAUGACAAUAUCUUUAGAUUUAACAGUAAGAAGGGCAGGAGUGAAGUAUCUGGCGUUUCUUUUUACACUAUCUUCAUUUGUUGUUGAAGUGUGACGCAGGCGUCCAAAAUGACCUACUUUUACUGGUGCCGUCUGUGUGGUUGGCAUCAGAUGAUUGAAUUUAGGUUUAUAAGUCUGUUGGCCAGUGAUUUGGUGUAGAAAUGUCUGGCAAAGUGUUUAGUGGAGCGCAGCGACAUUUUACUCAGAUAUCUGUUGUUUCUUUUGGAUAAAUUCUAUCUAUUUGGUGACCUUAUCAUUUAAAAUAAUAUUUUUCAAUUUCUCAACAACUGUUGAAUGGAUUUACAGGAAGUUUGGUACAUACAUUCAUAAAUAUUAUAGGUGGAUCCAAACUUCUUUAAUAAUGACUUUCUUUCCAUCAAAUACUAUCAUCACAUCAUGUCUUAACUUGAAGGCUGUGCUUGUUGCUCAGGGACCGUUUGACAGGAUCUGCCAUCAGGAGGAUUCAGGGAUUAAACCACUUACUGUAGUUGUUACUGUUUUAGUAUUUUUGUCAGCUAUAGUUAUAGUUAUAAGUUAUUUAUAACACGGAUGUUCUGUUUCUUGGCUCAGUACCAUAGCAUCUUGAUGGCACAGAGUUACUAUUGUUUGGGAUGAGGCAUUGUUGAAGACCGAUGAAUGGAAUAGAAAUGUCAUAGAGUCUGACAGUGAUGAGUCAGAAAAACUCAAAUCAGAUUCUGCACUGAGUCAUGCAGUCUUCAUUUCAUUUUGUUUGACUUCCAUUAAUAGAAACACCACCAUCAAUAUCUGAGUGAUAAACGUUCCUGUGGACACAACUCAAACUGUGUGUGCUUUGGACUAUUUUCAACGAUAAUGGAUGGAAGAUUUUUUUCAACGAUGGAGAGCCAAAUCUAAAUUAUUGGAAAAGGACUGAAAAAUAUAACAGAUUUGAGUAAAUAACACAUUCAUAGGCUUUAAAGUAUGUUUUAAAUAUACGGUAAAUGUACACACACUGGACAGUCAAAAUAUGCCAUCAUUUUUAAGUGAAAAUGAAUCUCCAAAAUGAGAACAAUGCCUGACAGUGAGAAGUCUGUAAACUCUCACGACUGUUAAUGUACUGCAAGUGUGACGUCUCAUUAUUCUAAUAAACUCAGACUCACCAAAACAACACCCCACCAUUUGGACCGAUGAUAAAUUAAUUAGCUGAGUGAAACAUCAAACACUUAGACAAACACAGGCUGCAUUUUGGCAGACAGACAUUAGAAGACCAAACCUCAAUUAUUUACAAAGCUGUUUAAUUACGAGCAAGUCUCAAAGAACAUUGAGUGUCAGCAUGAUCGCUGACAUUCAGGCUCAGUGUGGGACUUGUCUUCAGUCAUUUAAAAAAGUGAUAAGGACAGGGGCGGAUGACAAACAGCAGCUGUCUGCUGUUGUGUUAUUAUUUUAGCCAAACAGCGGGGUGUUUUUUUCCUUGACAUUUGCCUCCCAUGAGGGAGGCAGAAAAAGCAGAGGGCACAGGAAACAUGACUUAGCAUGAGACACAAUUACACCUGUUCAGUCAAACAUUAAACGCUUGUUUAGUUUUUAGGCUCUCUUUAGGCGAACUGGCUCAUUUGAUUCCUCCCUAACGCUAAGCCACAGCCACUGUCGAGGAUUUGGGACAAGAGAUUAGCACUGAAUGCUCAAAUGGGCUGUAAUUUAAUUUGAAGCCAUGUGUGUGUUUUUGUGAGUGAAAUAUUUAACUUGUCAGAUCGUCAUGAUUUGUCACCCAGAGCUCUCAAACCAAGAGCAACCAAAACCACGAAGAAUCCUGAGGCUUGUCAUGGAGGGGAAAUAAGAACAUUUGCCCAAAGGAGUAAAAGUGAAAGUGUGAUAUUAUUCUGAGUGUGAUGGGUGACUGUGCUCUGGUCUCAGAAUGAAACACUUUUCACCGAAAAGCCUGAAUAUCUGCCUCAGAGCAGGCAGCAGGAUAGGGUUUGUUUCUUUUUUUGCUUUCAGAUAAAAGCGUUAAAAUCGUGCUUUUAUCAUCCUAACUGUUUCCCAUAUUGAUAUGUCAGAUGGUAUUGGCAGUGUUGACAUUCAGUUGCUCUUCCAGACUAUUAAUAAAGGUCAAGCUUUAAGCACAACACAGAGAAGUGAAAUAAUCAAUGGGAUGCAGUAUUGACUUGUUGACUGCUCUGAUGUCGUUGUUUGGGAGGAGCUAGGCAGUGAGGAUAAAUGAACCUGAUCACACCCAGCUACAUCAUGUGACUUGUCUGCGUCAAAUCUAUUGAGUUCUUUGGAUAAUCCGAGCAAGUUGUGUUUUCAAAAGCCCCUUUAAAGUGUUAUGACGCAUUUAAGGACUUUAUAAAGGGUGGUAUAAGGGGUGUUAUAUUGUCUUUAUACAGGGUGUUGUGAAGGUUAAGAAGGGUUUAUAAAAGGUGUAAUCAAGGGUGUUAUGUAGGCUUUUUUAAGGUGUUAUGAAGAGUGUGAUAAAGAGUGUAAUAAAGGGUGUUAUUAAAGGUGUUCAAAAGAGGGGAAUAAAGGUGUUACAAUAGUGUUUUGAAGGGUGUCAUAAAGGGUGUUAUGAAGGCUGAUAGAAAGAGUGUUAUGAAAGGUGAUAUAAGAGUGUGAUAAAAGUGUUGUAAAGGGAGUUAUAAUUAUGAAGAAGUCUUGAUGAAGGAUGUUAUUGAAGGUGUUAGAGAUGGUGUUAUGAAUGGUGUAAUAAAGGGUGUUGUAAAGUGUUUAGUAGGGUGUAAUAAAAGACAUCAUAAAUAGUGCUAUAAAGAGUGUUUUAAAAGGUGUUGUGGUGGGUUCUAUCAUGGCUUUAUAAAGGGUUUAAUAGAGGGCAUAAUGAAAGGUGUUAUGAAUGUUGUUAUAGAUGUUGUUAUAAUGAGUUAAUAAAGGGUUUCAUGACGAUGGUGAAGCCUUGAAGAGUGUUGUUUAAAAAAAGGUGCAAAGAAGGGUGCUAUCAAGGUUAUUAUGAAAGCUUUAUAAAGGUCGUUAUAGCAGGAUUUAUGAAAGUUGUUUAAAAGGCUAAUAAAGAGUAUUUUUAAGGGUGUUAGGAAGGGUGGUUUGAGGACUUUAAAGCUCCUAUGAGAGUUUUGAAAUUUUAAUGUGAUGUCUUUGUGCUGCCUGGAAAAGCAAACAAAACCAACAGCAACCAGAAUAGUAAUUUGUAUACACAAUUUUGUAAUGGCUGUUGGAGCUGUCACUCAGAUAGUUAGACUAAGUGAGUUGAAGCCGUCUUGAAAUAGCAAUAAUAUGUAAAUAUGUAACGACCAAUAAUCAGAGAUGAAUAUUAACAGUAGAGCGAAAGCAGGAUGAGAUUUAACACCAGGAAACAUCACUUAAAUAAGUGAAGGACAAGAUGAAAGAAAAAAGAUGAAAGGCAACACUUCGUCCACAGGGGGCGCCAGAAUCAAUGCAAACUAAGGGUUCGUCUCCCUUCAAUCUUUCAGUCUCUAUUCACAGAUUAUACCCGAAAGUCUAGAGUCUGUAUUUAGGGGUUGGAUUUCUAUUGUGGGAAAUAGUACAAUGUUCUUUGUAACUAACGUCAUAACAGGAGAUGAUUUUCACAGAUAAACUAUCUUUUUUUAAUUUGAGAUACAAGGUUUUUUUUUUCUUGUCAGAGUAAAGAGUAAAUUUACACUGAUGUUCACAGGGUACAAUAAUUUCAGUUUACUUCAAAAAUAAAUGUCUGAUCUGUGGGUUCACAGCUGAUAUCAGCCUUCAAAAUCACUCUUAUAACCUCUGUGCUUUAGUAAUAACUGAACACAGUGAUGUUUUUAUGAAGAGUUGCUGUUGUUCCCGCCCUCAAAUCAUGCCACUCCUGAUUUUGGAUACAUUAUACAGUAGAGGAUCAGAGGAAACAACCUUUUGAUUUCUGGUAUUAACACUGGUUAUUUCUUUAUCUAGGGUCAUUAAAGCUUCUUUCAGUAAGGUUGCACAAUAACCAUAAAUUGGUUUCGGCGCAUAAUUAAUGCCACUAUAAUUGACAUUUUAACAAUAGCAAACACCAAACUACUGUAUGAAAAACAAAGGGCCCCUUCAUCUUUAACUUGGCAGCCCUCAAAUCUUUAAAGUAAUGCACACUGAAAUUUAGCCCAUUUGUUCAUUGAAGGAUGAUUUGUUGUUUUGAUUCCCGUUUCUUUCUCUCUUAGCGUCAUUUCCAGCAGCAGACAGACUCAGUUAGUUACUAGCCUGUGAAUAUAAUGAGGCAUUAAGCAGCUCGCCUUCCUCCGGAGACCAAAAAGCUAGAAGAAUAAUCACAGUUAGUAAAACGACAUAAAAAUCACAAUUUCUUCUCCUACAUGAGUGGUUAUGUAACAAAGAUGUGACAGAAAAACAACCUUAAGAUUCAGAGAAUACAGCUGCAAGUCAAACUCAUAUGAUUAUGUUGUUUCCACAUAGUUUACCCUCACAUGAGUGUUACCUCACAAAGACAUUGAUUGUCAAAACUUUUUAAACUUAUGUGGACAUGCAAUCCUGGAUAUGAAGGCUACAUAGUCUAUUUUUGUUAUAAGCUUUUGUUGUAGACAUUUAAGACAUCUGUUUUUUAUUUAUUUAUCUUUUUUCUUUCCUGUUCGGUCUUCUUUGCAUCAGUGUUGUUCUGUAUUCUAUUACCUAAAAAAAUGAAAAAUAAAGUAUAUAAAAAAAGGAUUGGUAUGAAAACAUGCUAAGGAAUUUAUGUUGCACACGAAAUAUAUAUACAGUCUAUAUAAAUGUAUAGAGAGAAGGAGCGAGAGAGAAAGAGAGAUUUUUCUCCUGCUAAAAUAACCCACCUUUGUUUUUCUUUAGGCAGUGAAAAAGCUGCUUGCUCAUGUGAGAAAAUCAACCAGAGGAUUACUUGCCCUUACGUAUGCCUGUCUGCUAUUGGGAUUAAUAUGGCGAUGGUUGAAAUUAGAGCACAUAUGAUUCGGUUCCUGUACGUUUGCAGGCUGCAGUAAAGGGCAGAACGUAAAGAAAAGUUAGGCUGGAGGAAUGCAGGAGAGGAUAUUUACAGUUGGAACCAUGUGAACCCGUCUCUACUGUUGUGUGGUCGCAUCUGUGACUGAGCUCAUGUGUGUUCUUGUGUCUUUUUGUGUAUGUAUGUGUGCGUGUGUGUGUGUGUGUGUGUGUGUGUGUGUGUGUGUGUGUGUGUGUGUGUGUGUGUGUGUGUGUGUGUGCGUGUGUGUGUGUGAGUCUGAGAGAAAGAGAGAGGGAGAGGGAGAAAGAUUAUGCUGGGAGCCAAAAGAGGGAAUGAGUGCAUGAAACAAGGAGAGGAAGAGAAGAGGAGAGAAAUUGGGUCACCCAUCUACAUACCAACCUAUUAUGUUAACCUCAGAUUACUCAUUGUUCUUUAGUUUUUUUCCUUUUUCUUUCUCUUUAAAAAUAGAUCUAACAUAUAUUGUAUAUUUUUUCCUGUUUACAUGAUUAAAUUUUGUGUUUGUGGAGCCACUGCCAAGCUAAUCCUUCCCUGAGACUAUUUAUUUGCUGAUUUCACGUUUGAUUUAGUAUAAUCUAAAGAUUUUUCAUUAAAUGUAAGCUACAGAAACAUCCUGCUGAAUAUUGGGAGUGAACCCAAUUUUACUGACAUGAACAAUAACACAAGAUUAAGACUAAUAUACUGUGUAUUAUCAGUAAUCAGUAUUUCUUUUUAACUAUCUUUAAAGUUCUUGCUUUGCUUUGUCUUUGUCUUUCAGAUUUUUAAAGAGAUCACAACAAUAUUAACUGAAGUAUUUGUGGCAAGUCAUUCGACUCCAGUAGCUUUUAAAUUUCCUGGAUGAACCGGCAAUUAAUCGUUAUUUUUAUUUUUCCAAAACAAGUAAAAAAGAUCUUGAACAACAACCUCAAAUUGCUUGUUUGCAGUUUGUAACCAUUAAAAACAAAAGCAGAAGGUUUUAACUUUUAAAAGCUGAAUCAUGAAGAUUAUUUAUGCUUUGUGCUGAAAUAUGACUGAGAUAUGAAUCAUUUAUUAAGUUACAUGAAGAAUACGUGUCUAACGGUUCAGUUCAGCUGAUUCUCUGAACAUGCAUCACAUGUAUGUCAUUAAUACUGAAAUGAGCAGCUGUAUCCAUUUCCAUCUGUCUGUUUUUCAGUGAUUCCUCUGUAUCACCUCCCUUCCUUCCCCACCCUGUUUGUACUCUUGUUAAGCCAUGAGUGUCUCUGGGCAUAAUGACCGUGAAGUGUCCACUUUAUAGCCCGGAGACAGAGUGAAAGAUGGGCGGGUGGAUGGAUGUCCCCGGCUGGUCAGAUGAGGGGCAGAUCAAGUAAGAGGGCAGAGGGCUUGCACUCUCAUUGGCUACUGUAAUAUGUUGGAUGAGGAUUGGAAGGAGGGAGGGUGGGUGAGGGGGGUUGGGAAGGGACGGAUGGGGGGAUGUUGCUGGAGCCUGUAAUGGCUGUGAGGGGCUUUGUAGCAAAGUCAUGUUUUGUGUCAGUGCCGUAAGAGAACACGUCUGGUAAUGUGCAGCUGGGACAUAAAUGAUGUAGUAAGCAGCAUAUUUUUCUCCUCUCUUACCCCCUCCUCUCCCCCUGUUCUCACCCAUCAUCUCAUAUGCAUAAUCCCACUGUUCAUCCUCUGUCUCUUUGGCCUCCCACCCCUGCGUUCACUUAUCCUAGAUUAUUCUCUCUCUCUGUGAUGUCUCUGCAUCCUUUUACCUCCCUCCUCUCGCUUCGUUUUUUUCGGCUCUUCACACCUGUUUGAAAGCAAAGUUGGCUCCCAGAGACGAGUGAGAACACAGAAAACCUUUUAUGUGUUUAUUUUUACAUUUCUUAUACUUUCAUCUCCCACUCCCACGCUGCUACAACACCAUCGGGUAUACACGCAUUCAGCGACACACGCACAGGCGCACAGACAGUCCACACAGCAUGUCAAAUCCGAAACAGGGCACACAGUCUUGACAAGGUUAUAUAAAUAAGGUGAGGGGUUCACUCCCACUGACUAUAAAACACACGCACACACACUUUCUCACAUUCUCCCUUUCCAGGAGUGUGUUUAAAAGGUGUCACCAGGUGUGCCAUUUACACACUCACAAUACAAGAAAGCCUCACUGCAUGAUAAAUCACUAGGUCUGCAUUUACCUUACAGCCAAAGAGACUCCUUUAUGAGCGACGCAGCCUUUAGCUGACACUACUUCACUGGCCUCAACACAAACAGUGUGAAAAUGGCAGCACACUCAGUGAUCUUAUAGUCGGGGCCGAGGACGAACACUGGAGGCUGUGGCAGCCAGCAGCAUGACAAGAAGAGUGUGUUACCUCGACCUCCAUGCUCAGCUGUCCUCCAUGCUGCCUGCUGACAUUAACAAUUGGCACAUUUCACAGAUUUUCCACCAUGAACCACAUCAGUCCUGCAUAACAGCCUCCAGCUUCAGAUGAUAUUUCCACACAAUAUUUCUACAGUGAGAGUGUGAGAGAUCAUAUUCAUGCUUUGAACUUUAGUUUGUUGCAGGACUACCACGCAUUACUUAUUGAUGCAGCAUCAAUUAUGUAUCAUUAAUGUGAUUAAUACGAUAUGAUAUGUUUGGUUUCUGCUCCAUUUCCUGUUGUUACAGAGUAAUUACACAUGCUGCUCUGCUCAGUGACAUUUUAAUUUUUCUUAAAUUAAAGUAAAGGGAUACGUUUUCUCUUUUUUGGAUGGAGGGAAUUCUCCAGCCUCUCUCAGGAUUAUUUCAUAUUCUGAAAAAAAAAGAUUGUUUUGUGGUUGUUUUUAUGGUGUAGAUUCAAAUGAAAGGAUUGAUACAGCUCUCAUUUUUUGUCCAUCAAAUGUUUGACGAAAGCUGAGCAGCUGGUUGGCUUAGUUUAGCGCUAAGAUUAAAAGCAAGAAGAAGCAGCCCAGCUUGAACACUCUGCCAGAUGAUGAAUAAGCGCAUUUCCCCAAAAUGUCAAAGUUCUACUCUAAGCUCAAUUAAUAUUUAAGGCUGCUGGAUCAACUAAAAGUUACACUGUCCCAAGGCUAAAAAAAGAGGUUUUUCUUCUUGGCUCAUGAAAAGAUUUUUAUGGGGACAGCCACAAAAUAACACUCUGAUAAAAAGGUACGAUGAAUGUAAAGCAGAGACAGUAAAAAAAAGGAAAUGUUUGCCUCAACUGUUCUUUCUCAACGUAAAAAUACAACCAGCAGAGGGUCUGACUGCCAAAAAGACAGAACACAGGUUGCUUGUUUUUUUUUUUUUAAAGCUCACAGCUGCAUGAAAAACAAAGUAGUGUCAUCUUUUUUUCCAAAUGAACCUGAGCUAAUGAGCUGCUCGGUGUAACUUCAUUUGUACUGAGGCUAAAGGUCUACUUUCAUUAUUCUUUUUAAAUUAGGGUCAUAUGAGGUACAUGUCAUUAGUGAGUUAUCACCUCCAGGCUAUCAACCUGGGUCAAACCUUCCACCUAAUUAUGCUCAUUUUAACAAACUCCAACCCAAACACUGAUGUUGGAGUAAGUGUACACUAUAUUAAGAUGCUUCACAGAGUUUUACUUUGCCUCCAGAAAGACCAGUCAUAGUUUUGCCUUUACAUACCUGACAAAUCAGGGUUUUGUAUCAUUAAUUUUUGUACUUUGAUAAGGACAGAUUAUAGUGAAGACUAUGGGCUAUGUCAUUAGGCAUAAAGAAAUCAGUGAGUGCUGAUAAAUUUCAUUCAGCUUUUCUGUUUUAACUCUUGAAAAAUGAUAAUUAAGGUAGGCAGCUAGAUGGUUAGUGAUGUGUACUGCAGCGAUAUUUGUCCCAUUGGAUCUUGUUCUUUCUACACAGGUUCAUUAAGGUGUCCUCUUGUAUCCACAGUAAAUGAAACAUCAUUGUCACUGUCUGAAUCACUCGCUUUUAUUUUCAAAAUUGUUGAUUACCCCCUCAUGGAGAAAAAUUGAACUAUUCCUUUAAAUCACCCUCGUCUAACUCUGAAGGAAAAUAGAAACAUCUAUUUCCGAAUGUGUGCUCAUUUUUUUUAAACACUGUCAUUGUGUCGGCGUGGCCAUUUGAACUUGUUUGUGUGACCGGUUGUUUUGCUGAUGUCUGUGAACACAAGCCACUUCCUCUGUAAACACAAGGAAAUGAGUGUGCUGUACAAAACCAACAACAACAACAGACCGCUGUGAAAUUGAUGCUUUACCCCAAAAAAGUUCCUGCUGUUGUAUUUACCCUGGACAAAAUGGAAGAAAAAAACACAAAAUGAACCAAGAGAAAUUGUAGGUACACAAGCUGUGUUUACACACUAAAGUACGAGUUCACAGAAGUUCAUUGAUGGCCCUGAGGUGAAAAUUUGAAAGGUUUAUCUGUUAGGGUAGAAAAGAAGUUUCAGUCUAAUCAAAGAUGCUGAAAUUAUUUUAUUGCACAUUUUAUGGCGAUCCCUUUUUGGUUUAUUUUCUGUUUUUUUCUUUUUAACACCUCAUAUAUAAACACAGAUGUCAGUGACGACUCUAUCAUUGACUAUCACUUCACAAUGUUCUGCUUACUGAUUUAAAGCUCCAAUGAGAAGCAUUUUGACAAUCAUGAGACUGACUGAAAUUCAUACUGAUGCCGUUUCAUGACAAGGGACAAGACUGAUGGUGUUACAUCUUGGUUUUUAAUGCCUAAAACUAGUUCAAGAGGGUAGAUGUCAGCCUAGCAGUUGAAGAUGCUGCCCUAGUUUUACUAUUUUCACAAAAAUAUUAACAAUAAAUGAGACAUUGGAAUGUCAAAGACCAGCAGGGUGAUAUAUUAGGUCAAAAUACACUACUCAAGUGUGAGGAGGAUGAGAUUAGCAGAUACUGCUUUGUCCACAGGGGGCACCAAAGUGACACGAACUGAAAGUUCCUCACAGGAGCUUUAAUCAAGUUGUCAUUGACAGCAGGUUCUUCAGCGUUCACAUCUGUAAAUCUACACAUACAUACAUAAAAGAGAUAAAAAAGAGACUAAGAUAGUUUUGUAGAUUGAUUUCACCAAGGCAGAAAAUGUGACUGUAAAGCUAUAACACAUACCAUCAUUUGACUUAUUAGAAGUGUUUCAGCUCCAAAUGAAAUAGUUUGCAAUUUUAGUUUAGUUUUUUCAUAUUAUCAUCUGGUCCUGUUUUUUUUUUUUUUUUUUUUUUUUUUUUUUUUUUUUUUAACACAGCUUUACUGUCAGUGUUUCUUUUGGGUCUAUCAUUAGACUUUAACUGUAGAUAUGUUGUAGUAGUAAAUAAAUCCAACACAGACAGAUAGUUCAGUACUGGAUGUUAAACUGAAUGUUGAUCUUUUCAUUUAUUCGUGGGUAAAAUAAGAAUAUAUUUCCUCCUCCUUCAUGUCUCCUCCUCUCUGCAGCUUGUCCUGUGGGUUAUUUCAAGUCGGUUUCAGGCUCUGUCCCCUGCACAGUGUGUCCCGCUAACAGCAGAACCAGCCAGGAGGGAUCCAAGGUGUGCGAAUGUCGUAGUGGCUUCUACCGGGCAGCCAACGAUGCCAACUCCUCUGCCUGCACAAGUGAGCUUUGUCUAUUUGUUUCUUUCUGCCCGAGUCUUGUGGAGGACCUUAACUGGCCUCAUUUGUCAUUUAGACAGACUUUGAGAGAAAGAGUCCAGCUGUUUUUUUUUAAGGUGAUGAAAAUUUUAUUCCACUCGCAGAAAGAAAACCUGCAAAGUGUUUAGUUUCUGCUUUGCUUAAAUUGUUUCGCUGCCAAACUUUAGCUCCUCCAUUACUUGGUCAAAUGUCUUAGCAAGUAUGCAGCUUCUUACAUAUCUUAAACUUUUUAGCAGCUGCUUUCAUUUAAGCGUCUCCAGCUUGUAUCAUGAAUAUCUCCCCCGCCUGCUUCUUUUGCCUUUUUUUUUUUUUGCACAGCUCCUCCAUCUGCGCCUGUCUCUCUGUCUUGGGAGUACGAGAGUGGUGAUGGCGGCGUUUCUUUAAGGUGGCGCCCUCCUGUGGACAUGGGAGGCCGCAUCGAGGUGUGGUACGGGGUGGUGUGUCGCAUCUGCCCCUCAGCCACCUUCACCAACCCGGCGUCGUGUUCCUGGUGCGGGGAGGGCGUCACCUUCAGUCCCUCCCAGACUAACCUGAAACAAACCAAGGUCACCCUCAACAACCUGCUGACCAGAGUCACUUAUCUCAUCCAGGUCUGUUCCCACCCUGUACACAGACUGUGCUUGACUGUGCAGUUUUUGACAACAUCUUCAGGGGCAGCAGAGGAGAUGAGCCCUCAUUGCUGUAUUCUUCCAUGAGCCCCACAUCAGCAAAAUACACACUAACAUUUAUUAUUUAGCAUUUGGUAGCUCAACUAAAUCAUGGCUUAUGUCUUAUUCAUAAAGAGCACAUAUUCCCAAUUUACUGGUGUUUGUCUACCCAGCCCUGUGUGUGUGUUAGGUUUUAUUUUUUCUUCAAAAUGAAAGUAAACAGCAUAGAAAAAAAAACUUCAAAUGUCACUUUUGUAUGUUGCUUCUGUCAACAGGUGCAAGCCAUGAAUGAGGUGUCAGCUUUGAGCCCUUUCCCGGCUCGAUACACAAGCAUCAAUUUCACUACGAGCCAGUCAGGUGAGCACAGGUCGGAGUGGAUGAAAAAGCUGAGAUAAAAGAGAGGAGAUUAUCUGAGGAUGAUAUUACCAUGUGUGUGUGUGUAUAUGUGUGUUAGUCUGAGGUUCAUCUCUCUCGCUCUCUCUCCGUGUCUCUGUGCUCCAUCUUUUCUACCCCUGCUGUCUGGACAGGAGGUUGCUCGAGGUUACAAUAUCCUGUCAGAUCCCAUCACAGUCACAGUACAGGAAGAAGGGGACAAAUGAGAGAUGGGCAGACAAAAAGAUAGACAGAAAAGGAGAUGAGGGUAGACAAGUGGGGGAGACGACAGAGAGAGGAGGAGAAUGGGACAUGGCUCAGACAACUAAAGUAUUACACUGUUUUCUAAGAAACUGAUCAAGACUGGAAGCCCAAACCCAACCCUAACUCCAUAUUCGGCCUGAUCAUCUCAAACCUUCUCAUGUCUGGUCCCUGAGUUUCUUUUUAAAAUGGAAAGAACGGUGGAAAGUUCCCCACAACUGGACCAGCCAGCCAGCACAGGGACUGUAAUGAGAUCCCGUGCUGCGCUCUAUAAAAACUCCACUUUCAUGCCCUACUAAAUACUCACGACAAGUUCUGUAACAGUGCCCCCUAGUGGUCAGGAUCACUUCAUUAAAACUUUAGUGAUCUGUUGUGGCAGGAUGAUUGACUUGUUACUGAGAGGUCAACUAAUCAAUCACCACUGCUAAUACACUAAUCUCUGCUGUCUCCCACAGUUCCCAGCACAGUUCCCAUGAUGCACCAGCUGAGCCGAGCACCAGAUUCCAUCACUCUCUCUUGGCCUCAGCCAGACCGGCCCAAUGGAGACAUCUUGGAGUACCAGCUUCGAUAUUUUGACAAGGUUAACUCUCUUAAAAGUCUGAAAAGUACGCAGCAUAAAAUACUAGAACAAAACUAAAAUCCUCGUUUGUCUCGCAGGGAUCAGAUGUGGACAGUGCGGCGAGUGUUUUCAGUGAGACCAACACGGUGACAAUCAGCUCCCUGAUCCCAGGCUCCAUUUACGCCUUCCAGAUCAGAGCUCGAAAUGAGCGAGGCUUCGGUCCUUACAGUGACACCAUCUACUUCACCACACUGCCUCUGGGUACGAUACUCAUUUCCUGUCAUACCAGUGAAAUCAGUCAAAGUAUAUUUCGGUCAUUAACACACAAGAAAACCUUAUCAAGGAGAGGAAUUCGAGAUGAUGUACAAAGAAUGAUCAUUUAUCACAUUAAAAUCAUUAGUCAUUAGUAUUUAUUAAUGUUGCUAGAAGGCACAAAGAAGCUUACUUAAAUAUGAUAAGGACAGAAGGCAUAUGCACAUUUAUUUCAGUAGCAUAACAUCCAGAGGAAGAUAAAGGUUUACUCAAAACAAAUAAGAAGCAAAGUGCAGAAAUUUACACUUCAGAAUUUUAAGAGCAACAAAGAAAUAAAAUUGUUUUAUCUGCUGAAUCAAAAUCAGCUCUUUUAAAAAAAACUCCCAUGUUUAGAUCCGAAGUUAUUAAUUCAUCUGAAUGUAACUGAUUUUAUUUAAGGAUAAUCACCUAAUCAUGAGUACAUGGACAUAUGUUUUUUAAAUUUGUUGUUUUGCAUGUUAAAAGCACAUCUGGGUUUCAGGAUUCUGAAACAAACUGUGGCAUGUAAACACCCUGUCCAGGUGUCUGAUCACUCGUUGCUGGUGCAGAACAAAGAGACUCAGUCUCUGUGAAAUCAAGACACAGCUGCACACAGGUUUUCAUUAUCACUGAAUUCAUUAUCAUUAUUUAUAAGGUUAUAAAUACCGCAGUCUCUUGUGUUCAUUUUAAAAUCACAACUAAAAUUAGAUCAAAAGAACAUGAAGGCUUAAACCUGGGCUGCUAACCAGAGCAUGUAAACACUCUAUAAAUACUUCUUACCUGGGACACCUCCGAGAGUACCUUAAAAUGUUCAAAGCAAAGUUAGAUUUUCAACUGUGUGCUCUUCAGAAGUUGAGUUCAGAUUUAAUCUCACUUGUACUCCAACUGGAAAAACAAAGUAACAGACUAAAAGUUAAAAGAUAACUGCAACAAAUACUUUAAAUCUCUAACUGCUGAUGUUUCUCCCUACAGAAGAACAUUCACAGCAGAUCCAGAACAGACUUCCUCUGCUGGUCGGCUCGGUGAUGGGUGGAGCAGCCUUUCUUUUGGUGGUGGCAGCCAUCGUAGUUGUGGUGGUAUUUCGCAGGUACUGUACGUUUUCCAUCUGUUACCAUGACCCAACACAUCAUGUAUCUUUUUUCUAAUGGAGUAUUUUGUUAUAUUUUUUUAACAUGGCAGCAAGAGGAGGGAGAGCCCGUACAGUGACAGACUGCAGAGGUACAUCAGCAACAGAGGUGAGCUUUCUUGGAUCGAAUUCAUGAUCACAUGAAGUUCAGAUCAGAACAUAGUUAAAAAUAGACAGUGUAGAGAUUCCUUCUUUGUAAAAACUCCUUUAAUAUAUCACCAAAAAUGAGAUUGGCUGACUUAAUGUUCCUAAGUUUGAUCCUCCUACAUCGUUACCAAAUAUCAGUGAUUCCUAAAAAUACAAAACCGUCUUUGUGUUUCUUGUGAUGUCCACGAAAUCCCUGCACUGUGCAGCUACAGAGCGUCCUGACCUACUUUCAGGAAAAUAAAUGUGUUUAAAGGUCAGAAAAGGGUAAAAAGCCAGAUUUAUUUCUAACAAGUUCCUUUAUUUCUAGGUGGAGUGAAGUAUUAUGUGGACCCAUCCACUUACGAAGACCCCAGUGAGGCUGUCAAAGAGUUUGCCCGUGAAAUAGACCCCACUCAUCUCAAGAUCGAGGAGGUGAUUGGUGCAGGUAGGUCUGGUCCUGGUCAUCUCUGAAAUCUAAAGAAACGAUGUAGUGAAUAUAAACUUAAUCUAUUCCUCCUUCUUUCCUCUCCAGCUCAGUUUGGAGAAGUUUCUCGGGGCCGCUAUCGUCCUCUAGGUCGCAGAGAGGUGUUGGUAGCUGUGAAGACUUUACGCUGGGGGGCAUCAGACAGAGAGAAGGGGAUGUUCCUGAGUGAGGCAGGGGUCCUGGGACAAUUUGACCAUCCUAACGUGCUGAAGUUGGAGGGUGUUAUCACCCGGACCCCUCCAGAGAGAAUCAUCACUGAGUUCAUGGAGAACGGGCCGCUGGAUGCUUUUCUCAGAGUAAGACCAUUUCUGUUUUUGUCACAGUGUCAGAGACUUUUCAUUUUCAAUUUCCCCCUCCUCACCUCUGCUCCUCUCUUCUACCUCUAUCAUUUCAGGAAAAUGAAGGACAGUUCAGCGUCCUGCAGCUUGUUGGGAUGCUCAGGGGAAUCGGUGCAGGGAUGCGGUACCUCUCUGAGAGGAACUUUGUCCACAGGGACCUGGCUGCCAGGAAUGUGCUGGUUAACUCCAACCUGGUCUGUAAAGUGUCAGACUUUGGUCUAUCCCGUCUAAUGAGGGGCCUGGACCAUAACAUACCUACUUACACCGCCUCACUGGUUAGUUCUGGAAACUGGAGCUUCUGUGGUUCUUGGACCCUCUUGAUUUGUGGUUCAUGUUGGGUAUAACACUGAUUUUCUGUCUGCUCUCGUCCAUCAGGGAAGUAAAAUCCCUGUGCGGUGGACGGCACCAGAAGCUUUUCAGCACCGCAAGUUCAGCUCGGCUAGUGAUGUCUGGAGCUUCGGGAUACUUAUGUGGGAAGUGAUGUCAUAUGGAGAGCGUCCAUACUGGGACAUGAGCAAUCAAGAGGUGAGAGUACAGAGGGGAAUGAAACCUGAGUAACAGGAAGUCAUCAUGAAUUAGUGAUGUAAAUGCACUCAGGUUUUACUACUACAGUGUAAUAAAAUACCAUUACAGGAGUUUAGGCACCAGCCACAAAUCACAACGUCCAAUGAUUGCGUAGAGACAUCCCACUUCGAUGUUGUUCUCUAAGAUUCCCGCCCUGCGUCUGCUUCAGCUUAUAAAUAAGAAAGAUGUUUUCCAUUCUGCCAAAAGACAGAAAGAUGAAAAUGAGACUUUUUUAGAGGAACGCAUUACCACCCACUUAAAAGGGCUAAUUUAGAUUUGGAAAGACGCUGUUUGAGACUAAAUAUUUUUUAUUUGAACCUGCUGAAAAAUAAAAAACAUGAGAUCCCAGAGACAUCAAGCCCGCCUCCACCUUUACGGACUACUUUGUCUCGGUGAAUUACAUACAGCCACAGCCGGCCCAAGGCAUAAGCGAACUAAGCGCCUGCUUAGGGCCCCGUGGCCAAUAGGGGGCCCCCAAGAGCAACAAAAAAAAUAAAUAAUGAAAUAUUUUUUAUUUUUUGCAUGUAUGAGUGAUGAUUUCUGUAUGAUUAAAUAUAUAUUAUUGUAAAAAAUAAAAAAUUAAAGUAAAAAUGUUUUGGUGCUGCUGUCAAAGCUCUGCUACCUUUAUUUGCCUUCUGCUGUGCAAUGUGCACUGAGCUUCCAAAGCGCAGGUAGUUGUGGGGCAAAACAAUGUCCCAACAAAGGACAUAUCCUUCAGGGGCAGAGAAAAGAAAGAGGAAGAGGAGAAAAAACACCAAGAUAAAGAUAUGUUUGCAUGUCAUGGAAUAUUAAUCAAAGAGAUUUAUGAAGGUGUGUGAAUGAUCAAAAAUCAGUAUUGUUUGCAGAAAUAGAGGGCCCCAAAAAUAAAUUUUGCUUAGGGCCACAUUGAGGCUUGGGCCCGCUUUGCAUACAGCCCCAAAAAAUGCAUUUUAUUUUGCUGUUGUGAAAUGAACUUGUGUAAUAAUUCAAUGGUGCACUUAAUCUCCUUGUUCUUCUGCCCCCCUUUUUAUUCAACAGACUUGUGUAAUGCUGAUAAAAUACCAGGUAGCUUGAAUUUGCAUAAUUUCUUCUUAGUCACUCUCAGCUCCGAGUGGUCUGUGACCUUUAUGUAGGGCAAUAACAGGGGACUUCUCACGCCAUCUGUCUCACUGCUGUAUGUGGAACGUCUCUCUUAUUUUCUCUCCCUGCAGGUGAUGAAAGCAGUAGCAGACCAGUACCGCCUCCCUGCCCCCCAUAACUGUCCUGCUGCCCUCCACUCUCUGAUGCUCCAGUGCUGGCAGGCAGACAGAGGGGACCGGCCAGGCUUCGACUCAGUCUUGUCCUCGUUGGACAGGCUCAUCAGGCACCCUGCGUCUCUGAAGGCGGAGCCAACACGGUGAGACAGACGCUCCUUGACCUUACAGGACAUGUCAGAUCAGUGGGUGGUCAACAAUCUGCUGUAUUUAUGGACUCUCACGAUCUCACUUUUGACAUUUUUCCCUGAACAGAAGCUGCUCUCAGCCGCUGCUCAGCCCCACCCCCACAGAUUUAUCAUCAGUGGCAACGGUCAGUGAUUGGCUGAAGGCUCUGAGGAUGGAAAGAUAUCAAGAGGAGUUUGAUCAGGCGAACCUGGACUCUUUAGACAGAGUCAGCGGGCUCACUAUGGAGUGAGUAUAGAUGACCCUAAUACUAUAACUGUGGGAUGUAAGAGUGGAGCAGGACUCAGCACUUAAACUCUUUAAUUUGAGUGUACAUGUUACUUGAUUUUGUUUGUAAGUAAGAAACGUGAAUGAUGUGUAUUUACCAGGUUUUUCUUGCGCAGCUACACUAACAAGAAAACUCUCUAGGGCCAAGUAGAAACUUCUAUUUGUAUAUUUUAACAAACUUUCUUUUAGGUCAUCAUUUUCUUAGCUGCUACACAAAUAAAAUAAACAACAAAUGCAACACACUGACAUUUUACCUAUAUACUCAGUGUCAAUUAUUUUGUGUUUUUCAGGUUUGUAAUGUUCAAACACCUAAUUUUUAGGUUACGGGACACUCAGUCUUUCUGUGAAUGUUUCUGUGAAUUAUUCAACACCUCUUCUGGACAGUUUUGAUGGACAGAAUUGUUCACUUAUUAUAAGGAUAAUUUAAUUCUACAUACGUAACAAAAAAUUUGAAAAUAUGCUUACAUUUAUGUAUUUUUUAUGAAAAAUGUUUGUUACUGGUCCGUGUGCAAGGUAUGAUGAUUUUACAUCUGCAUUUCUGUGACUCUACAGAGCAAAGUCAUUUUAUUAUCAAAGAUAAAAACAAGGGUAACACUUUACAAUAACCAUAACUUAUAAAUGGUAAAAAGACUAUUUAUAAAUGGUAAGCAGAUAGUUUAUUAAUGUUUAAUCAUCAUUUAUAAAUAGCAUGUAGACCAUUUAUAAAUUGUAAAUUUUACAGUUUUAAAAACCUAACCCUAACUUUACAAUAACCAUCUAAGUAAUGUUAAUAGGUGGUUUAUAAACCACUUAUUAAUCAUUUACAAAGUUUUACAAACAUGAGUUGCAACUUAACAAUAACCAUCUAAGUAAUGUUUAUAGGUGGUUUAAAAAACAAAUAUUAAUCAUUUACAAAGAGCUACUGACACACAUUUUAAUCUAGAUGUUUUACAACCAAUAUUUGAACCCUGUAUAAACCUUUAAUAAAUAGUCUAUUAAUAUUUAAUGAAAAUUAUUAAUCAUAAUUUCAUUGCUUGUUAAUGGUAAAGUAAGUAUUAACUUACAUUAAUGAAAAAUCUAUUUGCCAUUUAUAGUUUGUCUCUUUGCUGUUUUUAAAUGAUGAUUAAACAUUAAUAAACUAUCUAUUUACCAUUUAUAAAUUAUGGUUAUUGUAAAGUUUUACCAGAAUAAGUCUAAAACAGGUAGAAGGCACAAGAGAGCAGGUGUUGUAUUUUUUAAGCAUCAAUUAAUUUCUCAGCUACCCCAGUUUUUUUAUGGACAAACACAGAGUCAUUAUUCAGAGUCGUAGUUGGAUGAUAAACUGAGGUUUAAUAACCAUGAGCACUUGCUCUGUCUCUUUCAGAGAUGUCCAGAACCUCGGGGUGAACCUGCUGGGACAUCAGAGGAAGAUUGUCAGUGCAGCCCAGCAGCUCAGAGCCUAUCUGUCGCAGGGGCAGGUGGAGGUGUGA
Xyrichtys novacula (pearly razorfish) is the source of this 58676-nucleotide messenger RNA. NCBI's taxonomy places the organism in Eukaryota, Metazoa, Chordata, Actinopteri, Labriformes, Labridae. The record is from the annotation of a GenBank genome assembly.